Molecule: messenger RNA, 44563 nt
Organism: Pelobates cultripes (western spadefoot toad)
Lineage: Eukaryota; Metazoa; Chordata; Amphibia; Anura; Pelobatidae
Source: the annotation of a GenBank genome assembly
GGACUGUGGUAUGAAAGGGGGUUAAGGACUGUGACAUUCAGAGAGCUCUGGUAGGGAAGGGGUUAAGGACUGUGGCAUUCAGAGAGCUCUGGUAGGGAAGGGGUUAAGAACUGUGGCAUUCAGAGAGCUCUGGUAGGGAAGGGGUUAAGGACUAUGUCAUUCAGAGAGCCAUCCUAGCUGCUGUUGCACAGAUCUGAUGAAGGUGUGUCAUUGUUGUGUUGAGGAUCAGGUUAAACUCACCCUUUUCAGAGGGUACUCUCUCCAUGGGAUGUGAGGGUUUGGUGGGGGAGGGUGCAGGAUCUGGUCGGACUGGUCUCUGUUCCUUGCUCCGGGCUGUUGGUUUGUACUGGGGAUAUUCCUUUUAGCAGCUGAGUCAGUAACAGUGAGCUGCACUGCAGGCUAAGUCUCCUUCCAAACUUCACUCUCUACCUCCUGCGCUGAAAAUGAAUAUAUUUCAUCUGUUCCUGCUGCUGAUGGUCAUCGUAAGUACCAAGUACUGCUGAUACAUGACACCCAGGGCAGGGGGUGGCUGGCUAGCCUCUGAGUCCAUGUGCUUCAUUCUGGGGCUUUGUCUUAGUUAACUGGGGACUGUUAUAUUAAGAGGGGCUGUGUCUUGGUGAAUUGGGGACUGUGUUAUAUUAAGAGGGGCUUUGUCUUGGUGAAUUGGGGACUGUGUUAUAUUAAAAGGGCCUGUGUCUUGGUGAAUUGGGGACUGUGUUAUAUUAAGAGGGGCUUUGUCUUGGUGAAUUGGGGACUGUUAUAUUAAGAGGGGCUUUGUCUUGGUGAAUUGGGGACUGUGUUAUAUUAAGAGGGGCUUAGUCUUGGUGAAUUGGUUACUGUGUUAUAUUAAGAGGGGCUUUGUCUUGGUGAAUUGGGGACUGUGUUAUAUUAAGAGGGGCAGAUUUAUAGAUUUGAAUCUUGUUGAUGUGAGGCUUCGCUGCCUGUAAACUAGCAGAAUUCUGUGAAAUUACACGUCUGAGUGACUAGUGUUUAAUGUGCUCAUUCCUGCUCAGUCCAAGCAUGUUACAUCAUCAGAGGGAAACAAUAACAUUGGCCUUGUCACAUACCUAUUAUAUAUAUAACAGCAACACAGACCUAGUGCCUGUUAUUAAAAAAGGCUCUGAAAAAAAGUUUAUUCUGUAGAGCAAAAAUUUAUACAGAUUACACAAAGCAGAGAGUGCUGAAUCUGUAUUCCCCCAGUCCAUGAUCAGACUGGGUUAAUAAGGUAUUUAAAGCAUGGUAAGUCCAGGUACAAAAAUAUCAAAUAAUCAGUAUGUUUGGAACAAUUCCAUGUCUUUAUUCAAAAAUAGGUGUUAGUGAUAGGAGUGUAUCUUCUCUCUGUAUUUGAAUGUAUCUUUGUUUUAGAAUGCUAUUAGUGAUAGAAUUGGGUGUAUGUGUAGAAUUCCCAUGUCUGUUUGUGAUAGGAGUGGGUAUGUAUAUAUAUUUUCUUGCCAGAGCUAAAUAAUAUGAGGUAUUCACACAUGGCAAGUCAAACUAGCUGAACUUUCUGUGUGGGUGUUUCCCAUAUGGGUAAUGAAAUUAAUAAGACUGUAACGGUAAAUCCCAGAUAUUCGUUCAGGCGCAGAUUAAAAGGCAUUUGAUUUGUUCGUACCAGCUGAAAAGAAUUUGUUCACAAGUGUAAAUGCAUUUUGUUUGUGAAUAUCGCUCUGUCUGUGCGAACUAAACUGAUCUCAGUUAUUUGUAAAUGGCAGAAAUCGUGAUUUAUAAAGACAAGAUAUUCCAGUUCAAAUAGAGCAAGCACAGAACCAUUAUUUAUAUAAUGCUAGCAUGUUCCACAGCAAGUAAUUGAUGUUCAAUGUAAUAUUGACAUCAACGUGCGAAGACCCUGCUCAAAUGAGUUUAAUUUCUAAUAUGUAUGGAGCUGAUUAAUGACUUUAUUUACAAUGACUAUAGUGGGCUUGUAUAUAGUUUAUAAUGAUACCCAAUGUGCAGGAUAACUGAAUGCUGAAUAGAAGCCUGAAACGCUGGGAGACAGUGGUGUAAGGGUGAAGUCUAAGCUUUCUGUAACCCCUUAACCCCAUGUGUGAUAUGUCAUGAUUCCCUUUUAUUCCAGAAGUUUGGUCCUUAAGGGGUUAAACCUCAUUUCUAUUGAAUGCGUAACUACAGGCCACAUGGUAUGACAGCAGUCCUCCGCAUAUGAACGCACGCAUUAUCUGUCUGCGGUUUUCACUCAUGUUAACUUAUUAGAGAUUUAUUGUUCUCUUUUUAUAUUGAAACCGUGAUACAAAUAAUUCACUUGUUUACAUUUAAAGAGCAGUAAAUCUUGUAGUAGACCGAUUACUAAUGGCUGCAAGUGUUUUUACAUCUUUUAUAAGGAGAGAUGGAAACUGAAGCUGUAGCUUUGAAUGGUAAUAUUCAGUAAGGAAUAUGGUUUGCUCCAUGGCUAAAAUUAACUAAUGGUGAGCCAGACCCUCCUCUGGUUACUGUAUAGAAGCCCAACACCAUUCUUGCUUUCAUUCAUUCAUUCACUCCUGUUCUAAGGGUUUCUAAUGCUAAAGCCCCUAAACUGGGUGUGUGCAAUCUCGAAACAAGCUUCUGUGUGUGUGUGUGUGUGUGUGUGUGUGUGUGUGUGUGUGUAUAUAGUCGAAUAAUUAGCUACUCUGUGUUUGUGUAUAUAUAUAUAGUCCAAUCAUUAGCUACUCUGUGUGUGUGUAUAUAUAGUCCAAUAAUUGGCUCCUCUGUGUGUGUGUGUGUGUGUGUGUGUGUGUGUGUGUGUGUGUGUUUAUAGUCCAAUAAUUAGCUACUCUGUGUUUGUGUGUGCAUAUUCUAGAACUGGCUACUCUGUGUGUACACACACGCUUAUUGCGGUAAUUAGCUACUCUGCGUCUGCACAUUCCAGUUAUUAGUUACUCUGUGUGUGUGGUCUGUGCACAUUACGGUAAGUAGCUACUCUGUGUGUGCACACAUUACGGUAAUUAGCUACUCUGUGUGCACACAUUCCGGUAAGUAGCUACUCUGUGUGUGCACACAUUACAGUAAUUAGCUACUCUGUGUGCACACAUUACGGUAAUUAGCUACUCUGUGUGUGCACACAUUAUGGCAAUUGGUUACUCUGUCUAUUAUUAUUAUUGUUAUUGCCAUUUAUAUAGCGACAACAGAUUCCUUAGCGCUUUGCAAUAUUAUAAGAGGGGGGAUUUAGCUAAAAAUAGGACAAUUACAAGAAAACGUACAGAAAUAAGUUGCUCAAACGAGCUUACAGUCUAUAGGAGGUGAGGUGUAAAACACAAUAGGACAGGGAAUAGCAAUACAAAUAGAUGGGAGUGAAGCAGAGCACAUUGCAGUAAUUAGCUACUCUGUGUUUCUGUGUACUCUGUGCGGAUUUCAGUAAUUAGCCACUCUGUAUUUGUAUGUGUAUGUGUACACAAAUCCUGAUCAGCUGUGCUGAACAAAUCAAAAGCCUGUUAUUCGCUAUAUGAACAAAUCUACCCAGGAUAUACUUGAAAACACAAGAAAUCUCAAUGCAUCUUUCCUGGUCGAAUAUUUUGUAAAUAAGUAAAUGAAUUCUGAACGGGAUUUGCUCACAAGCCUAGUAUGUGCACAUUGUGGUAAAUACCUAUUUUGUGUGUGUGUACACAUUUCUGUAAUUAUCGUAUAUACUCGAGUAUAAGUCAACCCGAAUAUAAGUAGAGACCCCUAAUUUUACCCCAAAAAACUGGGAAAACGUAUUGACUCGAGUAUAAGACUAGGGUGGGAAAUGCAGCAGCUACUGGUAAAUUUCUAAAUAAAAUGAUAUCCCCAAAAAAUUAUAUUAAUUGAAUAUUUAUUUACAGUGUGUGUAUAUAAUGAAUGCAGUUUGUGUAUGUAUGUGUGCAGUGUGUGUAUGUAUGUGUGCAGUGUGUGUGUGUAUGAGUGCAGUGUGUGUGUGUAUGUGAUGCAGAGCCUUGGAGGGGGGUGGGCAUUUUUAUUAUUUUUUGUAAUUAUUAUUUUAAUAUUUUUUUGUUAUUAUUUUUUAUUUUUUUUAAUAGUAUUAAUUUUUUAUUAUUAUUUACAUUUUUAUUUAUUUUUAUUCGUCCCCCAUCCCUGCUUGAUAAAUGGCCAGGUAGUGGGGCUCUCAUUCCCUGGUGGUCCAGUGGAUGGGCUGUGUAGGAGGGGGGCUGGCAGCGAGCUGUAAAUUACCUUUCCUGCAGCUCCUGUCAGCUCCCUUCUCUCUCCUCCGGUCAGCUCCACUGUAAGUCUUGUGGUUUGAGUGCUGCGCGGAGCGUUGACACGGUAACCCGUGGCAACGCUCUGACCCCGCAGCUUUCGCGAGACUUACAUGGAGCUGACCGGAGGAGAGAGAAGGGAGCUGACAGGAGCUACAGGAAAGGUAAUUUACAGCUCGCUGCCAGCCCCCAACAGGACCGCCAGGCUUGUAAUGAGCCCGGCAGCCCUGGUCUGUAUUAUGGCAAUGUAAGUUGCCAUAAUACAGACAGUGACUCUAGUAUGAGCCGAGUGGGGUUUUUUCAGCACAAAAAAUGUGCUGAAAAACUCGACUUAUACUUGAGUAUAUACUGGUAGCUACUUUUUGUGUGCACAGUCUGGUAUUUGAUAACUGAAUUGGUACAUAAAAGAUCUGCACUAUUUCAUUUAAUUUAUUUGCACAUGUUGGUAGUUAAUUUGCCAUCAUUGCUUGCUGCUAAUUAGUAUUACAGCUCCCUUACUGAGGAGCGUCAUUUAGGGUCUGUUAGAUCACAGUAUCAGGAGCCAUGAACAAGUGUUGGACAAGCUGUUAUAGAAAUCACCCUUAGUCUCUGCAGUUUUAGCACCUUUACUGUUUAAUUACAGAUAAAGAAAGGGAAAUGCUAUAGUUUGCCUUUGCUCUGAAUAUUUGAAGAAUUGUAACCUAUUGAUCCUGUUGAAUAUGCCAUGUGAGUGUCUGCCGUGACAGAGCCAUUUCUGUCUUCACCAAAAAGAACAUUAAUACUUUACAGGGUAACUUCUUUCAUGAACCCCCAUGGAUAAGAAAGGGGAGCUUGCCAGGAAUGCUCCAAAGAUUGUGUUUCUCGGUCACAGAGUUGUUUGUACAACCUGAUGAAGAGGAUCUUAUAGAAACUAUUUUGUUAAUAAAUUCAGUUAUAUAACCAUUCUCUAUAAUGCUUUGUUAACAUAAUUCAGCUGAUUGCUAAAUCUUCCUGGUGGUUUUUCAGCACUACUUUUAAAGUGCUUGUUCUCUAACAUGUUGUUACUAUGAAGUGCAAGAGAAGUGCUUUUCUUGUCAGGAUAACUAAAGCAGCAGGAAUUUCUAUGGGAUGUUUACAUUCUUUAUUACAAGUUAAUUGAUGGUUGCUAAGGUAAAGGACUCCUUCCGUCCCAUCCUUUGUACUGUCCCUCUGGUUUCCUUCAUUCAGUGGUCAAAUUCUCCUCACUUUGUAGAAAAAUGUAUCUAUAACCACUGUAGAUGUACUUACGGGAUACAUGCCUUCGCGCAUAUCAAACAGGGUUACCAUGUUACCUUUGUUACACAUUAUUCAUUUAGAAUGUCCAACUGCAGGGGUGUUGAUAGCCCUCAUGGCUCAGCUCAGUGUUGCACCUUUAUAUUCUCUGCAAUGCUGUAGCAGGAUGGCAUUCUGCCCUGGGCACAUUACACCUCGCUAUCAGUGCUUUAUCACUGUGAGUGCACCAAUCUGAUGCUCCCCAUAGGGAAUUAGCAGUUCUGGAACAAAGUUGCUAUCCUAUAAUUAACACAGGACAGGCUUUUUGUAUGUAAAUGAAUGUCCUGGAGUUACAAUGAUUCAUUUUCUCCUUUGAGUAUUCUAAAGAAUGUAGGUAAUUCUUUGAAGGCCUCCUUGCCCAACAGUGAGUAAUCUACCAUUUCCAUGUUUAGUCAUUUUUUUUAGUCAAGAAGGGUUGACUUCUUUGAUAUGUUAAUUGUAUGUCAUGAAUAUGUACUUCAAGUCAAGCUAAUCACCAUAAACACUUUGCAUUACUUUUUUGUCCAUUUCUGAGAGAACACACCAUGGUCCUCAAUCAGACACGCCAGAAACCUUAGCUCUGUGUUGCCUCAUGUCCGUUUCGUCAAUAUUGUGUAUGCACGCUGUUCCCUCUCUCCAUCCUGGACAGAGCCAAGCCAGUCUAUGGCUGUGCCGAGAGCAAUGUGAUGAUUCGACCUGCAGAUGGGGAUAAAGUACUUAUUCCACACACUCCUGCUGGACAGGAGAAUGGGAUAUAUGGUGUAAGUCCAGGACAAAAGGAUGAUAUUAUUAUUAUUAUUAUUAUAGGUAUUUAUAUAGCGCCAACUAAUUCCGCAGCACUUUACAAUAUUUUGAAAAGGGGGGGAAUUUACAAUACAUGAGUCAAUUACACAGUGACACAGGAACAAUAGGUAGAUGAGGACCCUGCUCAAACGAGCUUACAGUCUAGAUGAGGUGGGGUACAAACACAACAGGGCAGCAAGGGUGACAGCCACCAAACAAGUUGGAAAAGUAGCAGAGUUUGGAGUAAGCUCUUUAUGAGAGAAAGAGACAGACUUGGGUAAGUAUAGAUAAGUUACUCUGGGAGUAAGAUUUGUUUCGAGGGUCUUCUUAAACAAUUGAAGACUAGGGGAGAGUCUGAUGGAGGUAGGCAGGCUGUUCCAAAAGAAGGUAGCCGCCCGUGAGAAGUCCUGCAAGUACAUGUUAGCAGUAAGGGUGCAAGCAGUGGAUAGGAGAAGGUCACUGGCAGAGCAGAGAGACAUAGGCAUAUCUAUGAAUUAUGGAAUAAAUGUUAAGAGGGGCUAGAGUUGGUUAGAGCUUUAUAGGUAAGGGUUAGUAUUUUGAAUUGAUACCUAUAUGAUACAGAAAGCCAGUGUAAGGAUCAACAGUGGAGUGCAGUAUGGGAGGAACGAUGGGUGAGAAAGAUCAGCCUGGCAGCAGUAUUCAUUACCAAUUGUAGCGGGGAAGUUCGGCUUUUAGGGAGACCAACUAGGAGAGAAUUACAGUAAUCAAUGCGAGAGAUUACUUGAACAUGAACCAGCUCCUUUGCAGUAUUUUGCGUAAAAAGGGGCGGGUGUAGGGCGCAAAGGUGAGGCCAGGAUUAAAGAUAACACCAAGACAAGGAGCUUGCAAGGAUGGACUGAUACAAGCACCAUCAGCUUGCAGAGAAGGUGAACGAGGAGGAUCAGCAUUAUGAGGGGGGAAAAUAAGAAGCUCAGUUUUAGAGAGAUUGAGUUUCAGAAAGCGGAAGGACAUCCAGUCAGAAAUUGAAGAAAGGCAAGCAGUGACACGUUGCAGGAUCGCGGGAGAGAUAUCAGGGGAGGAGAUGUAUAUCUGGGUGUCGUCGGCAUACAGAUGGUAGCGGAAUCCAAAGGAGUUAAUGAGUUUGCCAAGAGAGUCAGUAUAAAGAGAGAACAGAAGUGGACCAAGAACAGAUCCUUGGAGGAAGUUUUGAGGAAAAAGGAAGCAGGGGUAUGGGACGAUAGUUGGAAGGGGAAGACUGGUCUAAGGAUGGCUUUUUUUAGGAUGGGUACGACGGUAGCAUCCUUAAGGGGAGCAGGGACAACACCAGAUGAAAGAGAGCAGUUUAGUAUGUGUGUUAAGGAUGGUACAAGACAAGGGGAGAGAGAUCUGAUAAGGUGGGAAGGUACUGGAUCAAGCGGACAGGUGGUGGGACGAGAGGAGAAGCGAAGCCACCUCUUGUUCUGUAGCUGGGAAGAAGGCCUGUAGGGUAGGGAUGGUGGUACGGUCCAUGUGUAGUAUGAGUACAGAGUAGUGUAUGUGUUUAUGUCACACUGUAGUCUGAAUAGUUGUGUAACAGAGGUAACUGAAACGUUUGUUGGGGAAGCUGUGUGGGAGAAUGCACCACCUACACAGCCAACCCAAAACAAUAGUUUACUUCACAAAGCAAACAUCCAGAGGCCUUCCAUCGACCUAACCAGCGAACAGAAACCCCCCCAAAAACUUCAUUUUCAUUGCUACCUACCCCCUCCCCUCCUUCCACCUAGCAUGGCUCCUGCUUACUUUAUUGCAGUCCAUCUGUUUGAAAUGUCACUCAAUUACAUCCUUGCUCUGUUUAUAUGUCACAGGUGGCUCCAAUUAUCCCUUAUAUCUCUGGGCCCAUCACCUUCAAGCUCUCCUUACUGCCUUGUUUGAACUCUAAAUUGUAACCUGUAGAUGGUAACAUCACAGGCUAUCUAGCAAAGUACUUUGAAUAAAAGAACCUCAAUGAUUAGAUCUCUCCUUACAGGCAGUGUCCUCUUUACCUUUUGUAUCUGUCUGUGUGUUUUUUACUUUCUUUUUGCCAAUUGUACAGCAUUGUGAAAUUAGUUGGUGCUUUAAAAAUGCCUGUAAUAAUAAUACUACUAAUGAUUAAUGUGUCCCUGCCAUGCUAUGUUUGUGGUCUGGUGGCUUGCAGUACCCAUUGAGAUACAAUGUGUAUUUGGAACACAAGCUAUAUGUAGAUACAUUGUGUCUGUGAACUUAUAGUAUGCUAUGCUGGUUGUUCAAAGCCCUGGGCAGUUAAUUUUCUAGCAAGCAUCAAACAUAACCGUGAGAUACAGUUAUCAAAUUUGGCACAAAUCCUGCUUUCAAGAAGUCUGUUUAUUUUCACUAAUGCUCUUUCACUCAUUCAAUCUGUGUUGUGUGAAUGACGUUUAAUGGUAGUUUUAUAAGCUUGGAAUUUACUGCCACAAGAGUCUGGGGUGGUAAAUCCUUAUUUACCCCCAAGGCUUCCAAUAAAAGUCCAUCGCUUUGUAUUUCCUAGUAACGAAUAUAAUUAGAGGUUUUAGAUGCUGUUUAGUGCUCAUUCUAAAUCCUUUCAAAGAUCUACUCCAAGCGAGGAAUUGGGCAAAUAUUUCAGCCGCGCCUCUGGUAUUGUUUUAUCAUUUUCUCAAAUAAACUCCCUUGAACAUAUAAUGGUGCACCAUUCUAAAGGAGGCUGGCAACACCCGUGAAUAUAUCUUGUGAUUGAAUGUUUACAAGAAACGGAUUAAAUUAAGUUUCCUGUCACAAUGCCACAUUCAGGGAAUACAGACAUGGAGCUUGGAGCAUGCAGCGCCACAUGCAGGAUAUACAUAGGUUGUCAUCGGCAUAUAGGUGGUACUGGAAACCAAAAACGUAAUGUGUCACAAGAGAGUAUAGAGAGAAAACAGGAGGGCACCAACGACCAAGCCUUGGGGGAGUCAACUGUUACUAAAUGAGGGGAAGACGUGUUACCAGAAAAGAGGACACUGAAAUUUUUUUGGAAAAGAUAGGAAGAAAAACCACAAAAGGACAAUGUCAUAAAUGCCAAGGGUCUUACGAUUGUUGAAGGAGAGCGUGAUCAACAUGUCAAAGGCAUCAGAUAGGUCUAGAAGAAUUAGUAUCGAGCUGUGAUUAGAUCUUUAGUUAGAGCAGUAUCAGUAGAUGGGACCGUAAUUAGAUGAGGUAAGGUGGGUUAAAGUGGCUUUUUUUAGGAAGGGUAUAACAGUAGCAUGUUUAAUGGGAGUGGGAACGGUGCCAGAAAAAAAGAGAGCAGUUAAAGAUAUGUGUAAAGGAUGAUACAAGUCAAGGGUGGAGGGCUCUGAUAAUGUGAGAGGAAAUGGGAUCAGGUGGUGGGGCAAAAGGAGAGAAGUUACCUGCUCAAUAACUGUGAAGAAGAUCUGAAGGUAGGAGAGGCACAGUUCACGUCAGUUCAAGAGAGAGGAGUAAAGAGGGGAGGAGUCUUUCCUUGACUGAUUAAUAUUGUCAGUAACAUAGCAAAGUUAUCAGCUGUAAGGUCCGUGUGGGUGGUGGCCAUAGCAAGACGAAGUAGCUAGUGGAUGGUAUCAGAGAUACCUAGGAUUCUGUUAGUAUUACAGAUGAUCAGCCAUCCAAUGCUUCCCUGUAGAGAGAAACUAGGGGACACGCAGGACAUUUGCCCACUGCCUAAAUUAGCAUUUCCUCAUAGAUAUGUAAUGCAUCUCUAUGGGGAGAUUCAGCAUCUUUAUGUGCAGCGGGGAAAAACUGAACGUCAGUCCUCCUUAGUUUGCGGGACUGAACCAGGAAUGGCUUUUAGUGACACUAGAUGUGGCCCAAGGGAUAAAUGCAAAGAUUGUCUUUUCUCAGAGAACAGUGUUUACAAAUGUCAGGCUGCAGGGAGAUAAUCUUGGCACCAGAACUAGCCAUAGUAUCUCUGGUGUGGAGUGUCCCUUUAACCAAAAACCCAAUAUCUUACACACUAAAGGGAUAUGGACAUUCCAACACUAAAUAGAUCAAUGUUGCUCUUAACGUAGAUUAGAACAUGUCAGACAUGACCAUUCACAUCCUCACCUAAUGUAUGAUACGUGGACCUCCUGACUGGUUUCCUGUGACCCGGAUAGCACAGACCAUGGUCCCAAUGUAGUGAUUAUACAUAUAAAGCUGCGGAGUGGAAUGUGAGAAAUGUGUUCUACAUGCGAGUAGCUGCUCCAUUCCCCUCGAGGGUAUCUCCCAUAUCUAUCAAAGGAAGAAUUACAGGCCAAAGGCCCUUAGAAUUCUGCCAAGUGCACAGUGUCACCUCCCAGCAUCAAACAAAAUCCUCGGAACUUGUAUUUUAGGGAAAGGUGGUGGUGGCAUGGAAUAGCUUUCCAGUUGAGGUGGUUGUAGUACAAUGUGUCCUAUUAUAUGUUUAAAGGCUACUGAAUGAGUGGUCUGCACACAGUGCAAGUUCCAAUAUCUUAAGUUACAGAAAAUCUUCAUUCUUUUUUUUUUUUUAUUUGUGUUGCAGCAGGAGGGUUUCAGUUUUACAGGUUAUUUUUUAUUUUACUUUUAUAAAAACCCUGCAUAUUCUGUUAUUUUUGUUCAGUUUGUAUAAUCAGCAACUCUCUCCUUCUAGGUCUCUGUGCAGGAAACUUGCCAAAUUCUCUAAGAUUGUCUUAGCAUUAUUGAGGAUGAUGACAUGGAUAGACCAUGAUCUCUCCAAAUAUUUAGACCUCUUGGACCGGUGACAUGAGUCUGAGUGGGCGGUUGCGGUGGUGUUGGCGAGGUUAUGUGUAAGAAUAAGAAUGUUGGGGGAGUUCAGGAAACCUGUGAAAUGCUGAUGUUUAAGGAAGAGGGUCUGAUGGAGGCAGUUGUGGUGGGGGAGUAAGAGAUGAAAGUGACAGGGAUUUUCAGAAAAUAGUCUUUAAGGUUGAUCUGUAAGAAUGAGGGUUGGAAGGGGUGGGGCAGGGCAAGUGUGUGGUGGGGGGGUUACUGGAGCUUUAAAUUCCGAGUAAGGUCCCAAAAGGCCCCAGUUGUAAUUAUGGCACCAUUUCAAUGCUAGACUCUGUUCUUCUGUAAAGGGUUAAUACAGCAGGUGUGGAGUUUAAAUAUAGAUGUAAUACUCUAAAGUCAUUGAAAGGUUUGGUGUUCCAGUGUGAUUCACAGAACAUAUAGGGGUUUAGGGAUAGACAAAGGGCAUUGUGUAGGGCUGGUUUUACAGGGGGGGUGUAAGUCAAUUUAUGUGAGAUGAGCAAUACAGUUUACUCUUGGGCUGAAGCCCCUGGUCUUUUUACCACCUAGCAAUGCCCCUGGGGCUGGGUGUCAUGCUGGGGCCUGUGGUUUCCUGAGAAAGAUAACACCAUUCUGCAUUUCACACAUAGUUUAGUAUUCUGUCAUCACUUCGCAAGAAAACAGUCUGUGACACUUGGGACCACGUGAUGACUACUGUGCUGCUGCCGACCUAUGAAUAGUUAAAUAAACUGCAGACAUGCUAAAGUGAACAUGUACUUGAAGAAUGAAUAUAUCCAGAUUUUAUUUUCUUAACUCUGCUAAUUUGAAACCCAUUACACUAUGGCCUGCUGUAAAGUCAACCGAUCCCUCUGUAUGGUUACAUUUUACCAUAAAUAAAAUAAAUCUUUUCUAAUUGGCAUGCGCUCUGUAAUGACCUCCCACUGCGCUUGCUAAAUAAGUUACAGGUUUAAUCAGAGAAAAUCAUAGCCUGGAGGCGCGGACCCCAAGACAUUCUCAUCACUGGUUAAACCCCCUACUUAGAUAAAACCUUGAUUGGUGACCUGGGGAUAGAGGGUCUGUUCUUGCAGUAUGUAGUCACGGCUUGCUUGGCAUAUCACCAGAUUACUGCCAUUCAACACUUACAAGUUGGUGCUGGAAUGACCUGCCCAGUGCCCAUCCAUGUGUAAAUAUUAGCGUUGCUUUAGCUUUUGCUUGACAAAUCUCAUUUAGUUUCCAUAGCUCCUGGCUGUCUGCUAAUUGACCUUUUUUUAUUUAACUGAGGUUUGGCUGCUUUGUUUGUGUUUGUAUAUUAGAACGUCCCUGCGGCCCUCAAUGUGGCCCAAGGGAUGAUAAUUUCACAGCCCCCUCCACAUUCCCUGGAAUGCUCACUCUUUCUUCCCUGGGGCUAUACGUUGACCAUUACUGCUGACAAGCUGCUAAAUGUGACCAGCAACAGAGUGACCCGCUCUGGGUAAUGAGUACAGAUUUAACCGUAAUAGAGAAAACUGGACCAGAUGACAAGGACCGCAGCAUCCAGUGCAACAUGGAUGAUUAAUGAUCAUUUUAAUGAAAGACUAAUGAUCAUUUUAAUAUGGAAGGUUAAUGGACACCUACAGAAGUGAUUUCUUAAGAGAGUUGAGGCAUUCUCUGGAGGUGCCUGCCUGUGUCUCAGCGGGUUUGGUUGUCUGUCUGUAUCAGCAGGUUUGGUUGUUUGUCCAUGUCUCAGAGGGUUUGGUUGUGUUUACCAAUGUAUCAGCAGGUUUGGUUGUGUCUGCCCGUGUCUCAGCGGGUUUUGUUGGGAGUGUCUGCACAUGUAUAAGUGGGUUUGUUUGGUGGUGUGCCAGUGUCUCAGCAGGUUUGGUUGUGUUUAACAAUGUAUCAUCGGGUUUGGUGGAGUCUGCCCAUGUAUCAGCAGGUUUGGUGGAGUCUGCCCAUGUAUCAGCAGGUUUGGUGGUGUCUGCCUGUGUCUCAGUGGGUUUGGUGGUGUCUGCCCAUGUAUCAGCGGGUUUGUUUGGUGGUGUCUGCCUGUGUCUCAGUGGGUUUGGUGGUUUCUGCCCAUGUAUCAGCGGGUUUGUUUGGUGGUGUCUGCCCGUGUAUCAGCGGGUUUGUUUGGUGGUGUCUGCCCGUGUAUCAGCGGGUUUGUUUGGUGGUGUGCCAGUGUCUGUGUUUGGUGGUGUCUGCCUGUAGCGGAGAGCUGGUAUUACACAGCCUAUCUCCACUUUAGAUCCCAGGGAGGCUCAGGAACAAGCAAUUAUAAAUCCAUAUGGCAAAGUAUCCAGCAGGCAAAAUAACACAGUAGUAUCCCAACAGCAAUCCCAAUAACUGGACGACACACAGUAUCAGGAGCAGAACUAAAGAUUUAUUCAGACAGUGGCCUUAUAAAGCAUACUCCCAUGCAAGGGAGGGAUUUACAGUCAUUAACACAGUAGCCAAUCCUGUUCUGGUAACCUCCCACACAUCUCCUCCCCUCAGCCUGCAUCAUAAUCCCCUUAUCCAGGACACGAAUUCCCCCCGUUUCUGGAUGUACCCCUAAACCUAGGGGUACCGCUUUAAAUUAUACAUCCCCUGGUAGCCGUGAUCUGGGUGAACAACAUAUCCAAAAAUCACCCAGAUCAGACCAGGGGUUCGGGAAAUUUAUGGAGGGAAUAAAAUGACCGACCGCACUGGAAAGAAUAGCCGAAUGGGGUUCCAUGCGAUGGGGCCCUGCGGUCGGUCCUGGAGUAAGGGAACAAACUACACGAAAGCCUCCAGUUACAGAGACUAGGGAGGGUUUGCCUGAAUCCCCUCGUUCGCUUGUUUCUAUCUACCGAACGAGGGGCCGUUCGGUAGUUUGCAACGGGUAAUUGAAGGCACACUUCACACAGUGGAGGUCUGACUGUUCAAUAGUUUCAUUCGAUCAAACUAAGGUAAUGAAACUACCGAACAAUCAGACGAAUACAAUACAUUUAACACAUAUAACUUUGCCAUUUACACGAAUGCAGUCAAAACAUAUGCAAUUCUCAGGACAGCCCAGUGCCAUCCGCUACACAUGUAUCAGCGGGUUUGUUUGGUGGUGUCUGCCCGUGUCUCAGUGAGUUUGGUGGUGUCUGCCCAUGUAUCAGCGGGUUUGGUGGUGUCUGCCCAUGUAUCAGUGGGUUUGUUUGGUGGUGUCUGCCCAUGUCUCAGUGGGUUUGGUGGUGUCUGCCAGUGUAUCAGCAGGUUUGUUUGGUGGUGUCUGCCCGUGUAUCAGCGGGUUUGUUUGGUGGUGUCUGCCCAUGUAUCAGCGGGUUUGGUGGUGUCUGCCGGUGUAUCAGCGGGUUUGUUUGGUGUCUGCCGGUGUAUCAGCGGGUUUGUUUGGUGUCUGCCCGUGUAUCAGCAGGUUUGGUGGUGUCUGCCCGUGUCUCAGCGGGUUUGUUUGGUGGUGUCUGUCCAUGUAUCAGCGGGUUUGUUUGGUGGUGUCUGCCCGUAUAUCAGCGGGUUUGGUGGUGUCUGCCCGUGUAUCAGCGGGUUUGUUUGGUGGUGUCUGCCCAUGUGUCAGCGGGUUUGUUUUGUGGUGUCUGCCCAUGUAUCAGCGGGUUUGUUUCGUGGUGUCUGCCCAUGUAUCAGCUGGUUUGGUGGUGUCUGCCCGUGUAUCAGCUGGUUUGGUGGUGUCUGCCCGUGUAUCAGCGGGUUUGUUUGGUGGUGUCUGUCCAUGUAUCAGUGGGUUUGUUUAGUGGUGUGCCAGUGUCUCAGCAGGUUUGGUUGUGUUUAACAAUGUAUCAGUGGGUUUGGUGGUGUCUGACACAAUGAAAUGAUUCCACACUGAUAUCUGACAUCUGCCAACGUGAUGUCUGACAGCAGAAUAAAGAAUAUCUCUGUUUGCUUUAAAAAUGAAAAUCUAACAAAGGGAAUGAGCUUUUAAUGACUUCAUUCACUUGUCUAUCUUCGUGAUGACGCUUGUGAUUUAUAUUCUGAAUUUGAAUGACACACAAAUCAGAAAAUGCAGGGGUGAAAUUAUACUUUUUUUUUUUUUCUUUACUGCUUUUCACUAGGAAUGUGUUAUUUUAAUUUAUCCACUGGCUCAAACAUAUUCUGCAGAGUUGUACAGCACUAUAUAGGAGUGUGUUGGUGAAAGAAAAAAUACACAACACAAAAUAAUCCGACAGAUUAAAUAAAGUGCAGAAAGUGACGUUUUGAUAAAUCUUCUCAAUGUGCCCCUCCCAAUUAAAGUGCAGUGCGUUAUAUAUUCAUUGACUGGGGGGUGUAUGUCACAUUGGUCACUGUGAGAAAUCAACUUUAGUUUACCAUAAAUAAAUUUCAAUUUAUUUUUUCCAACUAGGUAAUAACCACCUCGGAGGGCAAGCAGGGAGCAGAUGUGGCCAUCAGGAGGGAUGUAGUGAAACGGGUAAGUUAUUUUUAGUGAAUGUUAAAUCAGUAACUUGUACAGGUGUGAAUUCAAAGUGAAUUAAAAGUUCAAGUUUAAGGUCAAAAUAAUCAAAGUGGAACAAUUCUCUGAGUCAGCUACUUUGGUCUUAAAUCUGCAAUUCACUUUGAAUUCUCACUUCACUAAAUAACCUUGGUUACAAGGUUGACAGUUGCCUCACCCUUGCUUAAUAAACUAUAUGACCAUACAAAGUACAUCCCAAGGAUCUAAGUGGGAAAGAAAGUUCACAGGAAAAAAAAAUAAACAGCUCCCAGUCCCAUAUCCAAGGCCUAGGAAGGGCAUGUACAAAAAUGUUUACACAACUUAAAUUCCUGGUAAUUGCCCAAUGAAUAGAUUCUAAAAAUGCAGUUGAUUCAUAAAUGUACUGAAUUAUCAGAAUUAAAAUCCUUUUAAUCCACACCAAAAAGAGAAUUGUGAUUUAGGAAAUUCAGUUUGUUUGAGAAUGAACUGAAUUUUUUAAAAUCAAUUAGUUUGAUUACCAGGAAUUUUUAUUCUGACGAAUCACUUAAAGCGAACUGCACAUUUCUUGGACGAUUCAGAACGUGUGUAACGCCUGGGUAUGGCCUGUAUUGGAGACGGAGGGGUAAUUUCUCCUUAUUUAUUAAAUGCUUGGCAGGUUUACCCUGGAGAGGCCAAUAAACCGUGCUAUACUUAAGAGCUGUUUAGCGUAAAAAAUACAUCUCCAACUCCUUUAUUUUUCCAGCUACUAUCUUAGUCUUGUUAGGUCCCAGGGUACCUAUUAAAUCCCAAGGGCAGAUUUCUAUUUAUUUUACAUUUUAUUUAAAAAAUAAAAAAAAAACACAUUUAAAGGGUUAAUCCAAGCACCAUGACAACUUCAGUGGUUCAUUAUUGUUAUAAAUAAGGAUACAAUACUAAUACAUUAUGACACUGGUAUUAAUACUACUAGGGACAAUAAUACCUUAUGGACUAGCAGUCAGUAUGUUUUAUAGUAAAUUGAAAUACAAUUCCCAUGAUUCUCAGCUGGUCUAGGUGGCACCCCUUCGUCUAAGAAGCACAGGUGCUAGUUAUGACAGACAUUUAAGGUUUUCCUGAUUAUGCUGCAUAAGAAAGGAGGGGUUGGGUGGUGUGACUGGGCACAGCGGGCCUCAGUCCUCUGCAGAGACUGGUAAACUGUGUGUGGGUGGUGGUGUGACUUGGCACAGCUGGUCCCUGUCAUCUGCACAGACUGGUAAACUUUUUUUUGGUGGUGGUAACUGGGCAAAGUGGGCCACUGCCAUGCAGAGAGACUGGUAAACUGUGUGGCUGGGCACAGCAGGCCCCUGUCAGCCACCCCAAAUUUCUCUGCCCAUGUAGUCUCUCCUUUGACAUUAUUUUCCUAACCUUACCAUAAACCAAUGGUCAUCAACCAUUCUUUACAGAGACCCAUAUUAUGUUUGAAGAAGAAAAUUAGCUCAGAGACCCGCUCUUCAAUUGAAAUGAAUAUAUGUAGUACUUUGAAGAAAACCCCUCAUUAGAUUCUUCCUCUUGUCAGACCCCAUUGAGGUCAGCCAUUGGGAACCCACUGAAAUAGCAUGGGGACAGAGUUGUGGGCUCUGACCAUGGCAUUUAGAACCAGCUAUCCUCUCCUUCUCAUACUCUUAUUGUUGGGACAGUGUUCUGAUACUGUCACCAUGGAUCUAAGCAAAGAAAACAAUAUCUAUCUUUGGGCGCAUCGUUAGUCCAUCAUGUGCUCUGUGUUUUAGUAUGCCUAAAGUCUUACCACGCUACCCCACCCUUUACUGUGCUCCAAAUCCAGGCAAGGCUGCAUACAGGGCUCUAUUCUUAUUAUUUGGAUCAAUGGGUGGAGAGCUUAGCAGUGAUGUGCAUCUGUCAGUAAAUUCUUUUAUAAACAAAAGCUGUAUAAUUAUGAUGUCAAGUAGUUGACAAGUCGCCUAAACACAUUUAAUAAGGACUUUUAAAUUAAUCCGGUUUCCAUACUUUCUAUUAACAGAGUCUAAUACCGGCAGACAGCCUCCGGCCGUUAAGGCGUACAAAGCGAAGAUGGGUCCUCACUACGUUUGUCUUGAAGGAGAAUGAUGGAGGAAAAUUCCCCAAAGUUGCUGGUGAUGUAAGAACUAAGUGACAAUGUGAAAUGAAUGACUGCUUGCAGCCUGCUAAUUCAUCCAUGUGUCUGCCUUUACAGCAUUUCCUAUCUCAUGCUAUCAAUCUAGUAACAGGCAGUCCCUUCCCUGAAGGCACAGAUUGACAGAUCUGGAGAGCAAAAAAAAAAUGGAAAAGCCAAAUAUCUGGAGAGAAUCUAUAUAUUAGUUUGAAGUAUACUCCUACCCAGGAAAACAAAGUAUCUUCUCUGUGUCAAGUCCUUUCAGCAUUUCUGAAUUACAGUAGCAGAGCCUCUAGGGAGGGGAACAGAAAACCCCUCAUAAUGAAAUGAUUUCACAAUUGUUUCAUCCAAUAACAAAUUAUUUCACCCAGUAACAGAGUAAAUGGUCCACAUUGGUAAUGAUAUUGGUAAAAUCUGGGUUUAAAAUAUUUUAGAUUGGUUACACUAUCUGUACCUUCAUCUCCUCCUGUUGGCAGAAUUAAAAGCUGUGUUUUUAUACCAAGCACCAUUUCACUGAGGCCAAAAUGACAUCUUGUUAGAGAGUGCUGUUAUGACAGCAGCCAAGUCUGAAAUUAGAAUGGCAGCGGGUGAGAGUGGGUUUAAGAUGAGAAAAUUUGGUCGGUGUUACUACUACUAGAAAUCCCAAUCUGUGCAGUAAUGAUGUAUAAUAUGUGCAAUAUCUUUAUUGCAAAGAAUGCGACAAAUGUCUUGAAACUAUUUAAAAUGUAAUUAAUUAAUUGAUAUAAUCUUGACAAAUGCUAAGUGAAUCUGUUCUAGUGUAUUUGAGCCCCUGUCCCUUACCUUUUCACCAGUGAACUUGAUACAACGUCCCUUCCUUUUUAUUAUGUUUGGCAAGGAUAUUUUUGAAAGAGGAUUUGUACUGUACAUGGGAAUAUUUCCCUGUGAUUUGGCUUUUCCACUGAUAUAGUGGAGUUUCGGCAGUCUCUGCACACAUACAAAGCAUGGAUUGUUUGGUUUUCUCACCCACUAUAAGAUGGCACAAAGGUUUAUUUUAUUUUAAAUGUGUCAAUGUCAGUCUGUUAUCCCAGGCACUCAGAACAUCGCUCUCAUUUGUGAACUAUUCAGAACAAAAUCCCAGCGCUUUGUCUGGGACGUUAAGGGGGAUGCACUUGUUACUAAUAAGCACAGCUUUCUCCUGUGUGUCACUGUGUUGGGAUCUGCAAUAUAAGCACGCCAAGAAAUUGCAUAAAACAUUUUGAAAACCUGUUUUGUUUGCGAUGUGGAUGGGAUGCAUGAUAUGUUAUGGUUUUGUUUUACAGUUGAAUGUUUUUCGUUACGAAGGCUGAUUGCAUUUCAUCAAGGUUUUCAUUUAAGUGAUGAUGUAUCUCCGAUAUGACAUGCAUGUUUGUUUUGGUUGUAAUAAACCACGGAUAGCGCUUUAGAGCGGAAUUAUUCCGCAGGUUGGGUUGGAGUGUAGAAUGCUGGGUAUAACGGAUGUGAGUGACUAGAAAACCAAUACCAUUUGUUAUCUCAGUAAAAUAUAUUUAUAUAUUAAACCAUGAUUUUCAUAGUGCUAAACUGUGCAUUAUCUGCAGCUCUUUAAUGAUCAAGCAGUCAACAUGUCCAUCAAGUAUCUCAUCAGUGGUCCAGGCGUGGAUGUGGCUCCAGAGAUCGGACUAUUCACCAUUGAUGACCAGACUGGCCGUGUCUUUGUUCACCGAACCAUUGACAGGGAGAAGACGCCUUUAUUUGUGGUAAAUACAAAACACAUCUCUCAUUCUCAUACAAAACCCCCUGAGGUACUGUGAUCUCAAUCCCUAGCCAAGUAAUGCACACAAUUACAGCAUUAUCCCAUAACCUGGGAACAUCCCUGUUAAGUUGGUGAUAGCUGAGUUCCCAGUGGGAGGUUUCUUUGUAGAGAUAUUUGCCCUACCAGAUGUUACAGUUACCAGGAAAUGCAAACACUGCUCGACUUACAGUGAAGGGUUAAUUGACUGUUGGAUUAUGGCUGUCUGGCUCUAAAUCCAGCAUUCUUUGAAAACAAAGGGGAUGUUUGAAUUUGUUACAGAUCUGCUUUGAUGCUGCUGAGAGAUCCACGGGCCUCAUAGUGGACAGGUCUCUAAUCUUUAAUAUCGAAGUGGAGGAUGUGAAUGACAACAUUCCUGUCUUCACCAAACCGGUGUAUGAAAUUUCCAUGAAAGAAACAGGGAAUCUCGGUGAGUUUGAUAAAGGCAUCUACCAUGGGGAGUAUGUGUAAACUGAACUAGAGGGUGUAGGAGUACAAGGGCUGCGAGAUACUUCUAUCCGAGACACAGACUCACCAGACACUGAGAAAAGAAAAUCCACGAAAAAAUAAAGGAUACUGUCAUUUAUUAACUUGAAUUAUUGUGAUUGUACUGUGUGUCUGUGCACAAAAGCAUCUGUAAUUAACAGUAUUGUACAUGCAAUGUUGUCAUUCCCCGUUACAUAAUCAUAUGGUAUUCAGUCCAUUUCCCCCUCCCACUCUCAUUUGUUAACUCUACCUUUAAGGGAGAAAUGCCAACCUCUGUACCUACUUGCCCCUUGGAUUAUGGAAAUUAUUGAAAUUAGCACUGAUUGUGAUUGACAAGUUAAAGUGUGCCUACAUUAAUGUGACUUUAGCUUUCGUUUCUUCCGGUUUCCUGACCAGAUAAUCCAAUUAUGCAAGUGAUGGCAGAUGACUAUGACAAGCAAGGCACCCCAAACGCAGAGGUGACUUACAGUGUGUUAACCGUAAUGCCUGCGCUCCCCUCUGUGAAAUUCACUAUUGACCCUAAACAUGGGCUGAUUCGAGGACAGGGCUGUCUGAACUACGAGGUAUGAGCUGUGAAGCAACCUGUAAAGGAAGUGCUGCUUUUAAACGUCACUUACUGCCAUUAUUAAACUCCUCCCAGAGUGGGUGUCUCUUAUUUUCAGAAACUGAGAGGUUCAGUCUUUAUCUUCCAGACAGCCAAUGUGAUCAAGAUAAUCGUGGGUGCACGUGACGGUGGGGAACCGUCACUGUCUUCCACGGCAACAGUUAUUCUACAAAUCAAAGAUGGGAAUAACCACUUGCCAGUGCUUCCUACACCCAACGUAAGUUUAUCUGUCUUUACUCAAAGGUGCCAUUUAGUGUCCCUGCAACAAGCACGCAUAUAUCUGUGAAUAUUGCAUAGCAAACGCUUCCCUACACUUUUUUUGUUAUGUCUGUUGAGGUUGGUUUGUGCUUCAGAGCAUGCGAUGUACUGUCAUUUUGUGAGGUGCCACUUUUUAGAGCAAGUAAAAUAACAAAUUUUUUUCCCCCUACAGUAUAACCUAACUGUUAAGGAGGGAGAAGUGAUAAAGGAGCUGUUGCGCAUAAAGGUAGAAGAUAAAGAUUUGCCUCAUACUCCUGCGUGGCAAGCCAAAUUCAAACUAUUAACCGGAAAUGAGAAUAACAAUUACAACCUUACAACCGAUCCAAUAACAAACGAAGGAGUUUUGGACAUCAUUAAGGUAAGUGUAUUGCAUCCUACAGGAACUCUACCCUCAAAGCUAGGGGACAAUACUGUGGAUAGCCAGGGCAGAGCAUGGCAGACUAGGUUACCCAGCUGACAUCAGAAUGUCUGCCGUGAGGUGAUACAUGUCCGAUAUGAAUGCUGGGGAAUAUUAUUAUUAUUAUUAUUUAUAAAAUAUUUUACCAGGAAAGAUACAUUGAGAUUUCUCUCGUUUUUAAGUAUGUGCUGGGUCCAUAAAACAUUGCAUUGUUACAUUAGGGUACAAUAAAAUACAAAAACAAUAUUAAUACACAACAUAUACAAAAUUUAACAUAGAACAGGUAGGAAAUAUAUAAUCAACCAUGAGACGUGCAUUCUGUUUUGAGGUAUGUAGAGAGGGAUCUCUUAAAGGAAUUUAGGCUUGGGGAAGAUUUUAAAUUGUGCGGGAGGUCGUUCCACAAUUGUGGUGCUCUGUAGGAAAAGGAGGAUCGGGCUGCUUUCUACAUUAAUAAAUUCAGCAUGAGAUCUGACAAACUGGAAGGUAUUCUGACAGGAUGUAUCCAUCCUGGUAAAAUAUUUUAUAAAUAAAUACAUUUUUAUUUGUCAAUACUGCUUUUUUCUAAGUGAGAGCGAAUAUGUGGUGCAAAUUUGGGCAACGUUUUAAAAAAAGAAUAUUGCAGAGGCAAAAUACAAAACUAUUAAGGGGAAAGGAAAACAUCAGUUAUGAGAAGAAAACAAACUGAUUUGUUUGUAAAGAUAAAGGCAGAGGGAAUGCGAUAUCCCUACACAAAUAUUUACAAGAUCAGUACAAGCUAUUUGCUGACCUGUUCAUUAGCAGGAAAUGCAAGAGACAAGAGGUCACCCUUUGAGACUGGAAGAAAGGGGAUUUCACUUAUAGCAUAGGAAAGAGAUCUUUACAUAAAGAACAAUAAAGAUGUGGAAUUCUCUACCUAAAGAGUUUGUGUUAUUCGAUUCCAUAGAUACAUUUAAAAAAAGGAUUGGAUGCUUUUAUGCAAAACCUGAAUAUUAUUCAAGGAUAUCAUUGUUCUGUAUGUAAACAGGUUGUUAAUGUAAGGAGAAUAUGAUUGCCAUAAUGGAUUCAAGAAGAAAUGUCUUUCUCCUUUUCGUGGCAUAAUUGGAAAUGGCCACAAAUUGUUUGUUUUUUAUUUUGCCUUCUUUUGGAUCAACAGCAUAAAAUAAUGUGUUUCAAGGAUAAACUGGAUGGAAUUUUGAUUUUUUUCAACCUAGACAACUUUGUAGUUUCUGCAUUGACCCUAAACUUAGUGAAUUUCCUUAUUUUGCAGUCAAAGACGAGGGUUUUACCAGAAUUUUUACAUUUUAAUAAACCGCAUAUUGUAUACUACUGGUGUUAAAAAGCUGUACUUCUGCCCUCUGAUUCCCCCUGCUGCCUGUUUUUGGGCACAACACUUGUGCAUGGCUAGCCUCUGUGUGCUACAGCCAGAACUCCAAGCUUAAAGCAACAUUCAGACAUGAACAAAAUCACCCUCCACUCGCUUUUUCAUACAUUAUGAAAACAAAAAAAAAAUUAAUUCAAAGACAAAUACUUGACUGUAAUGUUUCUGCUUUGAAGACUCUUCAGUCAGACUCUUCAACGUGUCUGUUGCAUUUUAUAGCUUUUCUGUGGGAAGCAUUUUGCAAGCACAGUAGGCUUCAUGGAACUCGGCACAAGCACAGCACUAGCAGAUAGUCUGAUAUUGGAGUUAAUUUGGAGGCCAAUCCAAUAUUUCCUCAUAAGGAAACAUUGGGAGGCUUGUGCAUAUGCAUGACAAAACGCCAAUCUGCACCAAUCCGAUGGUCUCUGUGAGACUGAUUGAAAUUGCAGAGUUUAAACUUGUCUAUAAGGAAGGAAGCACAAACUGUGGCUAUAAGUAGUGAUAUCCUCACCAUGUGAAUCCACUUGUUUAAUAAUCUAAAUACAUGUGAGCAUUGACCAUACCAGAGAAGCAUGGUAGCGUUUUCCAGGACUGCAUUAAAAGGCAGUUUACUGGGAAUAGGGCUGAAUCUUGUAUAUUGGGAACUUGAUGUCACUUCAUUUUGUUUUUUCUAGCCCUUGGACUUUGAAGGAACUCCUUACAAAACACUACAAAUAUCUGUUGAAAAUGAAGAGCCUCUAUUUGUGUGCGAUAAGACAAAACUUCGGCUUAGCACCUCACCUGCGCUAAGCAAUGGGACUAUCACUAUAUUAGUUAAAGACAUAAAUGACGCGCCCAUAUUCCAUCCUCCAAGUCAAACUGUCCGAGAGAAAGAAGGUCUGAAGUCAGGGACUGUGAUUACAAAGGUCAAUGCAACCGAUCCAGACAAAGUACCCAACAAAAUCAGGUAGGCCAGCUUUCAUGGAAAGCCAAGGGUGACUCUCAGUCUCCUAAUACUCCCCUCUCCUAAUACUCUCACACUCCUAAUCUGGGUUGCUAUAGUGGGAGAUGGAAAAAUUUCAGGGAAAAUUAUUUCUUUUUUUCUUUUUUUUAAAGCCAGUUCUUCAUGUAAAAAAAAAAAAGUUGAGAUUGGAAUAUGUUCUUUUACAACCAUAAUGGAUAUGUUCAUAGCAUGGUGGUUAUAUAUUUAAACAUCCAAUAUUUCUACAACCUAUAUAACGUGACUUUUAUGAAAGACUUUAAAGUCUCAAAUCAUUGCAAUUCCUGUACCCUGAAGACAAUUCAAAUCCUAAGAAGGUACCGAGGAUGCAAUUCUCCAAUAAAAGAUCUGUGCAUUUUGACUCAUGGGGAAAUGCAGGGGAAAGGGUUUUAGUUUUGUUUUGCUUGCGGGCUCCAUCCUGUUGGUAUAAUAUAGGUCAUUGAGUUGUUCUUGUCCUCUGUAAAUUAUUCUGAAAAUGUAACUAUAUUUAAACUGCAUUGGUUUCUUAUUAACCUUUUAUCUAAAUGAUGAAAGAAUUCGUACUUCUGUUUCCUUUGAUGCAACCCCUUCCCCAUCACAGCAUCCGAGGUUAUUUACUAAAGUGAGAAUUCAAAGUGAAUUUCAGAUUUAAAUCCAGAGUAGCCAAACCAAAAGUAUGUCUGAUUUAGAGUAUUUUGUUCAGUUUGGAUAUUUUCACCUUAAAGGACCACUAUAGUGCCAGGAAAACAUACUCGUUUUCCUGGCACUAUAGUGCCCUGAGGGGGCCCCAACCCUCAGGGACCCCCUCCCGCCGGGCUCUGGAGAGAGGAAGGGGUUAAACACUUACCUUUCUCGAGCGCCGGGCGGGGAGCUGUACUCCUCCUCUCCUCCUUGCUCGCAUUCAGCCGGUCGCAUAGGAAAGCAUUUACAAUGCUUUCCUAUGGACACUUGCGUGCUCUCACUGUGAUUUUCACAGUGAGAAGCACGCAAGCGCCUCUAGCGGCUGUCAAUGAGACAGCCACUAGAGGCUCUGGAGGCUGGAUUAACCCUCAGUAUAAACAUAGCAGUUUCUCUGAAACUGCUAUGUUUAUAAAAAAAAAAAAGGGUUAAUCCUAGAGGUACCUGGCACCCAGACCACUUCAUUAAGCUGAAGUGGGCUGGGUGCCUAGAGUGGUCCUUUAAAUUUGAAAAUCACUUUGAAUUCUCCCUUUACCAAAAAAACCUGUUGGUGUAUACCUGUAAUCUGCCCACUAAAUGGUUAUUUUUUUAUUUUCUCCUCUCAGUAGAGACCAACAUCUGACAUCUAGAAACCUUUACACUGCAAUUUCUUGUGUGAACAGAAAUCUCAGUACCAGAAUGAAAACACAUCCUUGCAGGCCAGACGUGCCCUAAAGGCAAUAAACACUCUUAGUGGAAUUAAAUGAAAAGGAAUAAAAUCAGAUUCGUCUCACAUAGAAAACUGGCCAAUACUCCCCUUAAGGAAAAACUCACUGCUAGAGAACUCUAGCUCUCUCCUACUGAUAGCCGAAGCCCUUGUGGAUGUCGGCUUGACCGCCGGGGGCUUUGCCAUCCUUUUUUAUUAAAGCGCCGUCUCAUGAAAUAGAUACUUUAAUAAAACAGGACUACGGGGGACUAAACACCCUUAAAGCACUUCAGCGACCAAAUACUACGAGGGUCUUCCGAGUCUGGACUGGCUCUCUAAUGGAAGUUAUUGGUUUCUCUCUCUCUUCGGUGCUAUGAAUCAUUAGGAGGAUUAAAGGAGACAAAAUGUUCUCUUUAUAUUGAUGCUUUGUUUGGAUUGUCAUUGAGUUUUUUUGAGGUGCGGGGGGGGAGGGUGGCAGCCUAAUUAUAUGUACUGGCAAAUCAUAUUCCUUAUAGUUCAAGUGUUAACAUAUUCACAAACAUUUGUUUAUCUGCGGAAUAAGCUGUGCUUGUAUUUCAAACAAUUCUACACACGAUCACUUUCAAUAUCUACAUUCCUCCCUCCUCCCCCUCAAAAAAAUAAAAUGUUUCCUGGAAAUUAAUUUCUAGUUCACUUUCCUUUGUGUAUUGUAUAUAGUGGAAUAUGCUGAAUAUUUCUCACUUACAUUUUCAGUCAACCCAGAUGGCAAUAAUUGGCAGAGAGAGUGGGCUAUCUUGCUCUCAGCCAAUCACCACUGUCCAGGUUGGAUGAAAUGGAUGUUAAUGUGGAUGGAUAAGUUCCAUAUUGGCAAUAUGUCAGAGGAGAGAGCAGUGUCUGGGUGCCAGGGAAAACCCAAUUUUUGUCUCUAAUCGCUCCAAAACUGUCUGAUAUAGAACGAGGUGAUAACUAUAAAGAAUUCACUGAGACGCGAUACUUGGUUUUCAUUUUUUCUAUCUUUUAACCCUAAAACCCAUACAGGUAUAAGAUAGGCCACGAUCCUGCAGGUUGGGUGACUGUGGAUGAACUGACUGGAGAAGUGAAAACUGUGCAAGUACUGGACCGUGAAUCUCCAGAAGUUAAGGGAAACUUGUAUACAGUCGUCGUACUUGCUGUUGAUGAUGGUAAGAAUUACCUUUAUGGUCAGUAAUUUAUGUACUCCAUCUACAGUGACAUGAACUACUUCUACCAACAGUCAGUGUGCACUCCACCCACAGUGACCUGAACCAUGUGUGCUGACAGUCACUGUACACUCCACCCACAUUGACAUGAAUCACGGGUGCCGAUAGUCAGUGCACACUUCACCUACUUUAUAUGUACCACAUUUUCCUUUCAUGUUCUUUGUCUGAGAGCUGGAUCACAACAAUUCCCACUUGGUGGGUCUGUUCUAGGAACUUGCAUUGAGCACCUGUUUCUGAUUCUCGAAGCACACGUGACCUCGUGUACCUCAUACUUGGUAUAAGCAUCAAAACAACUUUAGCUAAGUAAAGCACUUUUUGUCUAUAGAUUAUGCCCCUGCAGUCUUAUUUCUCAAGUCUCUGCCAGUUAGGAACAAUUUUUUUUUCUAUCCAUGCAGUCUUAUCAAUUUUAAUUAGACCUUACUUUAGAAGUUUUUAUCUCGUGCCCUGUAAAUUUAACUUUAUUCACACACAUGAAGCUCUUGCAGGGUCUAGCAAACUUAAAAUAAAGGGCAAAAGGAAAUUCUGAAUUAGACAGACUGUGCAAUAAAGGAAGUGUAAACUUUAGAUGACUCUUUAUAGGAAGUAUUUAGCAAGGCUGUGCAAGUCAAAUGAAGGGAGGUGUGCAUAGAGCUGCAUAAACAAAGUAAUUUAACUCCUAAAUGGCAGAGACUGCAGGGGCAUCAUAUAUACACUAACACUGCUUCAUUAAGCUAAAGUUCUUUGGUCACUUAGUGUACCUUUAAGACACAUUCCAUAUAAUUUUGGAGCUUCAUUUACAAAAAAGAGGAAUAUCUGGAUUUUAAGGAGACUGGUCUGUUACUUGUGUGGGUCUUCAGUGAUUGCAACAGGCUCUACAAGGAGCAGCCCCCCAUAAGUUUACUGUAGGGUCACUUUGUCUCAGUGCAGCAGAGGCCCCUUAGAAUUACAAAUAAUCGAAUUAAUGUAUUUGCAAAAUUAAUGUUACUGUUCAUUAUGGAACACUUAAAAAUCACUGAGUUAAUAUUCCAAAUGAAGUAUAGCUUGCUGGGCCAAGCCAUGAAUGUCAUUUGGGGCAAGGACACAAAAAGAUAAAGCAGCAUUGAAGUGCAAUGAAAUUAAACCAGUUUUCUCUGCGUUGUGAACAUAUUUAACUAAUCCCACCAGGAAAUCAUAUUAAAUGAUUAAUCAACCUCUGCAAUUCUAGCCGUGGUAAAGGUUGAUUGUGGCAUACUGCGCACUGUGUCCACACCGUUCUCUUCUUUCUGUCCAGGGGAGCCGCCACAAACAGGAAGCAGCACUGUGAGUCUCUACUUGUCUGACCUUAAUGACAACAUACCAAAACUAGUUACCCCGUACGUGGAACAGUGCGAGAGUCUCAGCAAGCAGCCAUUCACUGUACAGGCAGAGGACAGCGACAUAGAUCCAUUCUCGGGGCCAUUCACAUUUGAACUAGGGGAUACUUCUCGAGCUUUACAAGAGACCUGGAAAGUUGGAAGGAGCACAGGUUGGUUUUAAUGUUUACGUAUACUGGUGUUUGGAAUGUGUGUGAAUGGGAGGGUUGUUCAAGGAAGUUAUAUUUUACUUUUUAAUAUAUUGCGGAUAAGCUUUUGGAUACAUGGAGUGGAUUUUGUUUCUGGUAUGAGUUCUUAAAAAAAGAUAUAUUCAUUGCACCUUGCAAAAACACAUGGGUGUGACCUGCUGGAGGGAAAAUCAGACAAACAUUUCACACCCGUACUCCCAGAGCUUCUCAAGAAAGGAGAAUGUGGUUCUGGGGCUUUUUAGUGCCUGAACAUGUCACAUCUAUGAAUCCGUAAAAAGGAACUAUGCUGACACUGUUUGCAACUGUAGAUACUUCUACAUCAGGUGUGGAAAGGAAAUAGAUUUGUUUUUAAAUGAUGUAUAUACAAAAGGUAGGGAAAUUAGUUUUGUUGGGAUGGGGGGGGGGGGAUGUGGUUUACUGUGAAAGGAUCUUUCAGUCAUUUACAUGAAUCUGCAGUUAGACAGUGUUUGCUAAAGUGUAACAUGAAUAAAAGAUGACAUACAUAAAUCAAAGUGCAGAUUUUUAUAGAAAUUGUAGAUGUUACAAAUUAACCUUGUUACAUCCACCUGGCUGUCAAUCAGACAACAGGUCCUUUUACUUCCUGGUUUGGUUAGCUCAGUUGAGCUAAACGCAAGAGGCAGCAAUUGCCCAGAGCAUCUGCCUUGUAAAGACUUUUCAUUGAGCUGCAUUGGGCAGUCUGUGAUUGGACAGCCACAGAAAGUCUGGGUGGGGUUAGAAGGGGAGGGCUUGUAAAGGCUGCAGACAAGAUCUGCAGCUUUUACAAGCUGGUUUUAGAUAUACCACCGAAAAAUAAAAUAUAUAAUUAAAUGGAUGUAUGUUUUCAUUGGGGGUGUAUUUAUUAAACAGUCAUUUGUAUUUUGGCAGCUGUGCCUUUCUGCCAGUUGUUUUUCAUGGAAAGCACUGCAAUGUAUUCCUCCACCCCAGUGUACAUUCCUGUUUCCUUAUUUUCAGGAGAUUCAGUCGAACUCUCAAUGCUUCAGAAUAUGCCACGAGGGAACUACACCGUGCCUCUGACCAUAUUUGACAGACAGGGCUCUGGCAGCACACAAACGCUAUAUGUCCGGAUUUGUGCCUGUCCAGAUGGGGUAACCUGCGAAAAGAUGCAACCUCCUGAACAUUACAUGGGUGGAGGGGCUAUUGGAAUUAUAUUUGCAGCUUUACUUCUGUUUUUGUGUAAGUGUUACUUUUUGUUCAGUUUAUUGUUUAAUAUGGGAAUGAUUAACGUGUAACUGUAAUCCUCUUCUGGAAUGACUACCUAGAUAAAGAUGGCUGCUCGUCAGUUUGCCCCUGUGUGCACCUCAUGCGUAAAGAUGAAGAAAAUUUUGUGACAUUCCUUCUCUGCCCUCCAAAUGAAACACACUCAAACAGAACAUGAGUUCCUGUAUAUAGACCCUUUCUCCAUAUUUCACCCAGACACAAGAUUACUGGUGUUUGCUGUAGAUGCCCGAAUCUCUAAUAUUCCCCCAGCCAUAAGGCUGACUGCAGAAAUCCUAAUCCUGCCCCACAAUCAAAACCAAUAGUGGGUUCAUGCAUAGCCUCUAAUCCCCUCCACCCACACCCCCAUGAGAUUACCAAUGGGUAAAUGCUGUGGCCUUAAUCCAAUAUCCCGCCGACCCUCCACCGUAAGACCACCAGUGAGUACAUGCAGGCGCCCAAAUCUCCCUCAGCCAAGAGAUUACCAUUGAGUAUGUGCCAAGGAUCUAAUCGCUCUGUUGUUUCUGUUUGAAUUUCCAUUAGUGGCCCUGUGUCUGCUAAUGUGCUUUGUGUGUAGCUCUGGGAAGAAGCAACGUGGAGCCUUUUUGCCGUAUGAUGAGGGAAACCAAACUCUGAUAAAGUAUAACGAAGAGGGUGGAAGCGUUCUUUCUCAGGUAAAUCCACAGCGUGAAUACCAUCACAGAGCAGUGUACUAGUCUAGGGUCACACCUUGUAAGGAUGCCUAGCAGUGAAUCAGGUUCUCCUGGUCAUAGAUCACCUCUCUUCACACUGUUAAUAUUUUAUUAUUUCCGUCAUUUCUAUAUUACAAACAUAUGCUGUAAUUCUUUUAAAUGUGGGGAUCCAACAGAAGAAAAAAACAAAACAAAACUUGCAAGUGUUAACAAGAAGUUUGUUAUUGAGGGCGCUGCUCCCCCUAGAAAAAUGAAAACUCAACUGAAUUGCUUGGGAAUCUUUUCUUGAUUAUUGAAUUGCUUUACUUCUUGUAGGAUUGAACUCCACAUUUCUUCUGUCUGCUUGCCGCAGUGUAUGGAGUCCGCGUUCCGCCUGUCUGCUUGCCGCAGUGUAUGGAGUCCGCGUUCCGCCUGUCGCCGUGCCCCAGUGUAUGGAGUCCGCGUUCCGCCUGUCGCCGUGCCCCAGUGUAUGGAUUCCGCGUUCCGCCUGUCUGCUGGCCGCAGUGUAUGGAGUCUGCGUUCCACCUGUCUGCUUGCCGCAGUGUAUGGAGUCCGCGUUCCGCCUGUCUGUUUGCCGCAGUGUAUGGAGUCCGUGUUCCGCCUGUCGGCGUGCCCCAGUGUAUGGAGUCCACGUUCCGCCUGUCUGCUUGCCGCAGUGUAUGGAGUCCGCGUUCCACCUGUCGGCGUGCCUCAGUGUAUGGAGUCCGCGUUCCUACUGUCGGCGUGCCCCAGUGUAUGGAGUCCACGUUCCACCUGUCGGCGUGCCCCAGUGUAUGGAGUCCCCGAUCCGCCUGUCGGCGUGCCCCAGUGUAUGGAGUCCGCGUGCCCCAGUGUAUGGAGUCCGCGUUCCGCCUGUCGGCGUGCCCCAGUGUAUGGAGUCCGCGUUCCGCCUGUCGGCGUGCCCCAGUGUAUGGAGUCCGCGUUCCGCCUGUCUGCGUGCCGCAGUGUAUGGAGUCCGCGUUCCGCCUGUCUGCGUGCCGCAGUGUAUGGAGUCCGCGUUCCGCCUGUCUGCGUGCCGCAGUGUAUGGAGUCCGCGUUCCGCCUGUCUGCUUGCCGCAGUGUAUGGAGUCUGCGUUACGCCUGUCGGCGUGCCCCAGUGUAUGGAGUCCGCGUUCCGCCUGUCGGCAUGCCCCAGUGUAAGUGUAUGGAGUCCGCCUUCCGCCUGUUGGCGUGCCCCAGUGUAUGGAGUCCGCGUGCCCCAGUGUAUGGAGUCCGCGUUCCGUCUGUCGGCGUGCCCCAGUGUAUGGAGUCCGCAUUCCGCCUGUCGGCGUGCGCGUGCCCCAGAGAAUGGAGUCCGCGUACCGCCUGUUGGCGUGCCGCAGUGAAUGGAUUCCGCAUACCGCCUGUUGGCAUGCUGCAGUGAUGCCUUUCCAGGAAAACUUGCUUGAUCUGGCACUGCAGCGGUCUAUAGCCUCAAUAACUGCCAUAUUUUACAUUUAUUUUUAAACUUGUUUUCUUAACUGGAAAAUAGCAGAGUGUCCAAAGUAUCUUACAAUAUGUUCCUACGUAGCUGGAAGUGCUAAGAACUGUGGAUAGGGUCUGUGAUACCUUAAAGGAACAGUACAUUGUUUAAAUACCCCUACCGAAGGCAUUGAAGUGUUACAUGCAUGUGUGACGGACCACCUGCCACCCCGACUGGGUGCCUCCGUCGAACGAUGCUCCUAGUGCUCACCAAGGACCAUCAACACAGCACUCAACACCAUAACCACCGCAAACCCCACUAACCGCCACAGCUUGGUUGGGGUUUCGCUGUCCUCCACCCACAUUGGACCCAAACCAGGCUCCAGCUUCCAGUGGGUGAACCUUUCCUUAGUCCAGAAAGCGAAACAGGAACAGCUCUUACAAGAGCUAGUGAUUAUACUCUGGGGAGUAUUGUGAUUAUAGCAAUCCCCAGAGUGUAGUUCUCCAAUCCCCCAAACAUGAGCCAAGACUUCAUGAAGGGUAGAACACUUCUGUUUAAUGUCGGCACUCACAAUUUAUACAGUUCCUCAGGCCAGAGGCACACCCCCUGGACCUGAUGGAACACAGGCACACAAACCAAUCCGAAUACAACAAUGUCUGACACUCCCACAUACAGCACACAAGCCCUCCCCUCUGCCUGUGAUACAAUUAACUAAGACAAUGGACUAACUCAAUUAACUCUAAGCAGAAAAAAAACAUACAUUUUUACAAACCUCCAAAAGUACCCCAAAAUACAACAUAUCACCCCAACCCCCUCAACAUAGCCCCGAUCUGGGUGAACAACAUAUCCAAAAGUCACCCAGAUCGGUUCAGGAAUUUCCUGGAAGUCUUAUUUUUUUCCCCACCGUGCACAUGGUCCCAUGCCCAAAACAGUUCCAUACACUCGUCUGCAAAACUGCUGGACAAUUUAUGAUGGCCGCCGCCAUGUUUGAAUCUGUUCCAGUUAAAAGUCCAAGGGGCAGAAACAGUGCCUUUAAAAUCCAAUAUGCCCAAAUAAUGUUUUUAAAGGGCGAUAUAUCCCAGGGGCCAUAGUCACAGGGCAAGAGGCUGGCAAGCAGGCUUCUCCAAAUCCCAGUGACAAAGUUGCUUUCGUCACAGUUUUCUUUCGUGUUAUAUGAAGUGCUUUGUGAGUCUGGGGCACAACUGGAAAUUAUUUUUAUUUUAUUUUAUGGGCUCACUACAAUCAUGUUGAAACCUACAUUGCAGCCAUUCCUCUAGCCUUGUAAUGACGACACAGCAGUAUCAAUGAUCUAAACUGAUAAUGUGUGUGAUUGUUUACAGACAAGCCCUGCUGUACUUGUUGCCAAUGGAAACGGUAAUAUGGAGUUUAUGACCAAGGUAAGCUCCCCCCACCCCCUGCAUUUAGCACAGAGUGCAUGCAUACACUUGGAAUUAUGGCACAUUGCGAAUUGUAUUUGAAUAGCAUGAUGUCCCUGUUCGUGCAGGAAGCAGUCUUUACAGAUAAAAGGAUCUUUUAAUCUACGUUUUGUUAACAUAUUCUGUGACACAUUGCACAGUUAACUCACAAAUUCUCAAUUGUAUUACAAGCCUAAUGGCAAAGUUGAGGCUAAAUUAGCUGGAAAAGUUAUUCUACUUAGAAAUCUGAGGCUAAAACCUCCAAGCUCUGCAUUUUGCGGUUUGCUACAAUCCUGAAAUUCAUGUAUAAUCUCAAUGAUUACAUACGUGAAAGUGAUCGGAUAUCGACAUACCUUUUACAUUUUCACUUUAAAUUAAAGUGGAUUUAUAAGCGUUUACAGAUGGUUCACACAUUGGGCAAACCAGCGCCAUUUAUAGACAGGCUGUAAAAAGCUAAUAAAGGCAUACUAAAACACUCAUUGUUUGUUUAACACAGCUUUUCAUUUAUUUAUUUUUUAGGAUAAAGGUGCAGUUGGACAUCCUGCUCCAAUUCAACGCGUGCAGAGUGAAUUCUGGGAAAGAGUGAGUGUCUGCUGUAAUAAACAUUACUCUGUCGGUCAGGCCAUAUAUUGGGUUCAUGCUGUCCAGCCCAUGUUUAAAAAGGGAGGAGAUUUUGUAUAUUAUAUUGAGUUCUUAACACACUCUGGACAAUCUUAAAAUUCUGUUAAGGGAAUUUGUAGACUUUGGAAGGGUAAAGGGGUGUGAAAUCACAUGCACUCUAUGAAAUAUAGAGCAGAUGGCAGCUAACAUGGUUAUCCACUAAACUUUGGAUUUUUGCUAAUUGGUGGUAAAAAUUGAUGAUAGCAAAAUUUUCUACUGUAGUUACAGCCUGACUAUUUUUGGCACAGUUUUAGUGAAUAACGGAUUGUGUUCAGAAUUCUGCCACAUUAGCCUGCACUUUCCAUCCUAUAGAGACAAUCCAAGCGCUGUAAACAUCUAGUGGUAGUUAUGGUGGAAUGAAGCUAAUGAAAUGUUAUAGGAAGUAAAAACUUUGAUAUAAAAUUAAAGAGUGAUCCUCAUUAAAUUGUCACAGGUUAAUGAGUCACUCCACUGCCCAGGAAGAAGGAGAAAAAAAAAAAAAAGCCCCAACCAGACUUUAUGUGGCUGUCCAAUCUUUCCAGGUGCUCCAGAUAAUCGCUGCCUCUUGAAUUUGGCUCCACUGAGCUAACCAAACCAGGAAGUAAUAGGACCUGGUGUCUAACAGAUGGAAGUGGGGGAGGGGGGAUGAAACUAGGUUAAAUUAUUUAAAGUGCCAAUUUCUAUUGAUAUCUGCUCUUGUAAAAUUAAAGAGGGGGCACAAGGCUGCACAUAGAGACUCCUUGCACUUUAACCAUUGCAGUGAUACAAUGAGCAGUUAUGUUGGAGAGUAGUUUUAAUGUUUGCCUUGAUUAGUUCUAUGAAUGAAGUUGCGUAACCUGGACUACAGAGUCAGGACCAGGGAGUUUAUUUAUUUAUUUUUAUUAUUAUUAAUUCCUGGAGGAUGUAAAGUUUCAAGAUUUAUAUGAAGUUAUCUGAAAUACAGACUGGUUUAUUAAACUAUCAUUUUAAUGUAGGUGUUAUGUUUAAAGGUCUUAACCUAUUCGAAUGAUGCUGCCCUGAUGUUCUAGGCGUGAAUUUACACUAUGCCAGCCAUUCUAUUGAGACCAGGUGUGAAUUUACACUAUGCCAGCCAUUCUAUUGAGACCAGGCGUGAAUUUACACUAUGCCAGCCAUUCUAUUGAGACCAGGCGUGAAUUUACACUAUGCCAGCCAUUCUAUUGAGACCAGGUGUGAAUUUACACUAUGCCAGCCAUUCUAUUGAGACCAGGCGUGAAUUUACACUAUGCCAGCCAUUCUAUUGAGACCAGGUGUGAAUUUACACUAUGCCAGCCAUUCUAUUGAGACCAGGUGUGAAUUUACACUAUGCCAGCCAUUCUAUUGAGACCAGGUGUGAAUUUACACUAUGCCAGCCAUUCUAUUGAGACCAGGUGUGAAUUUACACUAUGCCAGCCAUUCUAUUGAGACCAGGUGUGAAUUUACACUAUGCCAGCCAUUCUAUUGAGACCAGGUGUGAAUUUACACUAUGCCAGCCAUUCUAUUGAGACCAGGCGUGAAUUUACACUAUGCCAGCCAUUCUAUUGAGACCAGGUGUGAAUUUACACUAUGCCAGCCAUUCUAUUGAGACCAGGCGUGAAUUUACACUAUGCCAGCCAUUCUAUUGAGACCAGGCGUGAAUUUACACUAUGCCAGCCAUUCUAUUGAGACCAGGUGUGAAUUUACACUAUGCCAGCCAUUCUAUUGAGACCAGGCGUGAAUUUACACUAUGCCAGCCAUUCUAUUGAGACCAGGCGUGAAUUUACACUAUGCCAGCCAUUCUAUUGAGACCAGGUGUGGAUUUACAAAUCAAGACUAGGCGUGAAUUCACACUGUGCCAACCAUGAUAUAGAGAUCUUGAGAUAUGGCUAACUGUUAAUCUUUAUUACAGAAUGGGGCAGGAAUGUUUGCAGCUGGCUCAAAGCAGACACAGGUAAUGCCAAUCUCACAUCUAGCACUGUGCUGGCCUUAUACUAAAAUUCAAGCUGAACCCACCACAUACAGACCAUUUUAGAUAAUUAUAAAGUCUGGUAAUUACUACCUGUAGAGAGACUGAACCAAGCAGCUUCCACCACAGAGAAGGAACAAAUUAUUAUUGCCCCUUCUGGUACACCCAUCCUAAUCCUGAACCAAUUGGAUUCCAGCAAAGAGAAUCUAUAAUGAACUUAAAGUGGGAAUAAAUGUUCGGGAAAUCUGGUAACAGGCAUAUGAAAACAAGCUGUUAAUGCAUCCAGGAGAGCGAAGGCAUAAAACAAAAAUAUGUUUUUACCUUGUGUACAGGGAGUGUGUGAGCUGUGAUCUUGGUGUUGCAUAGGUUAUAGCUAAACACACCUAUCCAGUAUUUACGAUUAUUCCAUAUUUUUAUAGCAAGAUCUACUUUGUGAAACAUAAGAGUAAGAGCGCACUGUCUGUGUGCUUUCCUCGUGUGAUGCAAGGGCGCAUUAGUGUUGUGUAUUGAGAUCGGAAGGGUUUUUGCAAUCACCAAUGAGUGUGAAAGUCCACCGGUUUCCAUGACUAGUAUAAAACCAGAUUUAUUAAAAAAACUACACCCUCUUUGUUCAGAUGGUCGCUGGCAGGGUACGACAGUGUUCCAUAUUAUUAAUAGUAAAAUGCAAUGGAUCAGUAUCACAGAGCUCCACAGCAAUAAAAACCCACGUUUAUUUGAUAAACAGUAAACCGGAAAGAUUCUACUAGUUGCGGUUUGAAUCUUUAAAUUUAAAUUUAGAAACUGGCAUUUUCUUUGCCAAAUGUUUGCACGUCAGCUUGUAGUCAGUGCCCAUAUUACAUUCAGCCAGCCAUUCUUGUAUCCUAGUUUAAGCCAUCUUUUAAUGAUAGGAGUGUGUAGGCUUGAUGUAAAGUCUGCCCAGUGGGUGAGUUGAAGAUUCCUUGUUAUUGCAUUUACUACAAUAUCUUAAAAUGUUCUCUAUUCAUUCUCUGCCUGUCUUAUUGCAGACCACACAAAAUGAAGUGUACGGUCAGGUGAGUCCACAAGAUUUGUUACUAAAAGGAUGAAUGUACAGUCUAUUUGGUCCCAUCAAGUUGUUUGGUUUCUCCCACCCCCUGAUCCUACCAGCCAUUAUACAGAUUUGGUAUAGUGUACAUGAGAUCGUUACAUUCAUGGAUUUCCCUUAUAGGUUGGAAACACUCAAUUUCCAGUGCCUGCAGCCGAACACAAAAAAACACUGCACAUAAAUGUGACAUUUCUGAAUGGUCUUGAAUCAAUUGCUUAAUUUUAUAAAAGUCGCCUAAAAAAACCCCAACACAAAAAAACGCCCAUUUGUUGGAAUUAAUGAGUUAAUAAUUUUAUUACAGAGCCCUGGACUCAAAUCACAAAUGGAGAACAGCAGCUACACUCUGGUGAGUAUGUACAAACAAUACCAACACUGGGUGUAUUUAAGCUUUAUUUUACUUUAUCUAGUACAGUAUGACUCAUGCUGGACCUACUGGGUUACAAUCCAAGGGUGUAAGGACAGAAAAUUGCAUUUAAAGAAUUUACACCAAAGCAAAUCAAUGUCCACAGUCUUGCCCCCAUGUUCUCUUCCUGGACUUUAAGCAGAAUUGACUUUUCUGGUCUGUCUGCAUAAUUUCGAUAAUCUCUACCUUCUUCCAACCAAGUUGCACUGAAAAAAGGCAGCUCCAUAACCAAACGAGCCAAAGUCUGUCUGAGUACACAUCCUUCAUACUCCAUUCUUUCCAUAAAUGCCAAGCGCGUCAGCUACGCUCCAGGAACAUGAGCCCCAUGGACUAAACAAAUAUCAGAUUGCCAAUAAAUUAUAAAUGGUAAAGAAAAACAAAAAACACACACACACACAAGAUAUGCAUAUGCUAAAUUUACUAAAGUGAGAAUUCUGAAAUUCAAAGAGGAGUGUCCCCUUUAGAGCCAAAAUCUACGCGCUUUCCAGUUUGGCUUAUUUUGUAGUAAAAUGGGAAACUCACUUUGAACUUCUGAUAAUUCUCACUUUACUAAAUAGCCCGGUAAGAGUUCCAGCUAAUGCCAAGACAACAAUGGAAAUAAAAACAACAAAAAAACAGCCAUAUAAUGAGACGAAGUGGAAAUUUUCUAUUACAAACACAGCAUACACAUUUACAACAUGAAUAGCAAAUAAAUAUUUGUAAAAAAUACAUAUGAUGGAAAAUUUAAACUGGAAAACGUCUACCUGCUCAGCCAUAUUCAAUCCACCUAAAAAAUGUCAAUAUAUAAACAUGAGAAGGAUUUCCAGUUAAAUAUGCGCUGUGCGUUGGUGAUUAUCUACUUUUUUGUAAAAGUGAUUUUAAAAAAGUAACCCUUUUGCUUGACUGAUAGCUACACUGAGCUAUUCAAAUGGUUGAUUUUAAUUAUGCAAUGGGUCUAGGUUAGUCUUUGAUUGUACUUUAUUUUUAUUUUAAGACUGCAAAGUCUGGAGUAUUAAUUCUCCCCUCCCCCCCCCCCUUGAUGUUUAUGCCACUUUUCUGUAAAAAAAAAAAUAUAUACCAAUACAAUGAAACAUGUACAGUACACACACUCUUUGUAAAAUGCUAUGUGAAAGAGGCAGAUUGAACAACAUAGUACGUAUAUCGAGCCACAAACAUAUGUCCAUAAUCUGCACACAUUUGGAUGGUGAAGGGUACAUACAAAAUUGACUAACUAAACAAACAAAAACAUUUUUAACAAAACUCAAAGUAAUAGGGAACAUAAAACACUAAUAAGAUGGUUAUAUGAUCAAUCUGCAAACAGAACUCUGAAUUACUCUUUGGUUGUGUACCCGUAUAUCUGCACAAGGUAUUGCAGUGCUAUUACAACAUGGUGGGGUGCCUUUCACCUCUGCGGUCUGUUUUUUAUUAUUGUAGCAAAUGUACCUAACAGUUUACUCCCAGUCAGAAUUUGGUCAAUUUAACCAAAUGCUUAUCCAGAUUGGCAAUUCUCACAUUUAGGUUUUAAUACCAUACCUCGGGUGCUGGUAAAGUAAACCUCACAUAAUUCUUUAAAAUGAGUGUUUGGAACUAAAUGCCACAAUUCUGUUACCAGAGUAAUGUACAUUACACAAUGUCUGGAAAUUCAGAGUGGUCACCUAUUAAUUUCUAAAUAAGUAAAAAGCGUUUAUUUAUGGGACUAACCAUGGUUUCCAAAUCUGGCCUCAGCUAUUCAUAAUGAAUGGAGUUAAUAUGCAUUGAAAUAAAAGGGAGUAGCAACUGAUGGUGGUAAAAAUUAAGACAUUUGUAUCAGAAAAAAAAUACAGGUAGGGAUAAGCGCUCGAAGAACAACUGACAAAAUAUAGGCAGCCAACUAUGUAUAUAGGAGAUGCCCUCAAAUCCUAAAAUAUUAACAUAAAAUACACAAGAGGUUACGCCAAUGGAUGGCUAUAAAGAUAAAAUACACUUUAAAGCUAAAAGCAAUACUACACAACGCGUUUCACCCAUAAGGCUCUCUGAAAUGUAAACCAUACAUUGGUUUAAACUUGAAAAAUACCUUUCUUGGUGAAACACGUUGUGUAGUAUGUUUUAUCGUUUAGCUUUCAAGUAUAUUUAAUCUUUAUAUGCAUCCAUUGGCGCAACCCGUUUGUGUAUUUUAUCCGGUAUCACGUAUAAAAUGAAUAAUGCCAAUGACAAAAUUUGUGGGAUUUAUCCUUCGACUUAGAGUUAUGUUUAUAUAUUAUUUUAGGAUGUUUCAAUCUCCACACGUGUCAAGGUUGUUAUGCCGAAUUGUGUGCAACAUGGCCAUUAAAUUUUUUUUUUUUUUAAAUACUUUAUUUUACAUUUUGGCAAAAUAUACAACAUUGAGCGAGACUAUCACAAUUAGGCCAUGAGCAGAUUAUAACAAUUGACCAAUACAUUAUAAGAGGUGUAGCUUAUGUCAUGCAAUGAAAAAGGAAAAAGUUAAAUUAAAUUGGAGACAUAACACAAAAUUAGAAACAAUCUAAAAAGUUAUGAAACAAAUACAUUGAAAAGAGUUUAAAUAUUUAAACCUUUUCACAGUGCGCAUUGCAGAGUUGUACUUGUGCUAAUGUAUCUAAGUUUCAGUAUUUCCCCUUAUGCUGCACUAGUCGGUAAAAAUGCAAAAAGAAGGGCUUGUGUUUGCCUGCAUAGGCUUGUAUACAACAUAACCAGCCCAGUUGGACCGUGAAUGAUAGUGUAGUUGGGUGAUACAGCUUUCUGUUCUAUUGCGGUUUCGGCACACUGUGUUGGCUAUAUAUGGAUAGGGGUACUCCUACCUGUAGAAGGACUUCAGUACUGCCCCAGUGUUCUGCAAUGGCCCUUCUUGACACUCAAGUUAUCUUGGCUACCAGUUUGUUUUGGGCUCUGGUUAAAUUGCUAUGGGGUUUAGACCAGCCGUUCCCAAACUGUGUGCCGCAGCGCCCCAAGGCACACAGGGGUGCCGCAGAAUGUAUCAUAGCACCGGGGAAACAUUACUGCUGAACAGGGGCCCGGUUGGGUGCCGUGGUCCUUUAAGACUGCGACUGGGCCCCUGUAAUUUCAGCCGGCUGGGAGGAAGUGACAGCCUGUCACUUCCUCCCAGGGUCAUGCAGGAGGGAGAGGAGGCAGCUGCAGCAUGAGGAGAGAGGAGCACGAAGAGCUUAAGACCCCUCAUUCCCACCAGCAGGACUCCAAGCCACCCUCUUGGCCACACAAGGUAAACCAACAGGAGGGUGGCUGGAGAUAUUAAAAAUAUAGAGUGUGUGUAUGAAUGAGUGUGUGUCAGGGUGUGAAUUUGUGUGUGUUUGUGUGUGUGUGUGUGUAUAUAUAUAUAUGUGUCAGUGUGCGCACAUCUGUGUGUCAGGAUAUGUGCAUCUGUGUGUCAUUGUGUGUUUUUAUGUCUGUGUGCAUCUGUAUCAUGGCAUGUGCAUGUAUCACACGCCAUAAGGUAUGUGUCAGUGUCUAUAUGAAUUUGUGUGUGUGUGUGUAUACAUCCAAGCAGUUAUACACCAGCACAACAUACAGACUACAAACACACCCCUGCAUUCAAACUCCAAAAGGAUAUACAAACACACCCCUUAACUCAAAACACAAAUGUACACUCGCAUUUAAAAGUGGACAUAACAUUCAAACACACCCCUGCAAUCAAACAUUACAUACAAACACAUCAAUAUAUUAGAACAAGCACCCCUUCAAACACCAACACUGUACAUUACACUAAUAGCGCCAGUAAAUGCCGCAGCGCUGUACACAUAUACAGCCUAGAAAUUUUGACUUUGGAUGCCAUGGAAAAAUAUUGAAAUAUUAAGGGCACCUUGAACCUAAAAGGUUUGGGAACCACUGCAAUAAACUAUAGGUAAGCUCUGCUUCACAAUGUGUGUUAAAAAUAAAAAGGGGCCACAUUCUCCUACAGGGGAAGGUGACCUAGCAUUGAUUCUGCCCAGCCCCAACCCAUACAGGCUAAUUCACUGAAGUGAGAAUUCAAAGUGUUUUGUAUUUAAGAUCCAGUUCAGACAGUUUGAAUAAAAAUUGGCUCACUCUGGCCUUAAAGGUUUGACUUGCUUUGCAAUCCCUCUUUCACAAAUAACCCUGAUAUAUUUAUUUUAAUGUGACCGCUGACCAAUUGCCACAUAACUUAACCCUUGUGCUGCAGAGGUUUUUCUUCAUGUAUUUUAAUAGUUAAAGGAAACCUAUAAUCCACAAAAUAGGAUUUUUUUCCCUUUCACUAUAGGUUCCUUUCUGUCCACACCCCCUAGUUAAAAAAAAACAACACAAAACACUUCUCAUUUCUACUGUUGUCUUUUGCAAUUUGCUCCAAUUCAAUGCUUCUUAAUGUAUUGGAACGAAGCAUGCACAGCCAAAUACCAUCAGCCUUCAAUCAAAUGCAGCCAUCAGUAUACCUUCAGUGACUUCCGGGAGGAAGCAGUAGACAGGCACUGUCAGUGUUUACACUGUAGGGAUAAAAACCAUGAGCCGUGCACCCAGACCACUGCAUUGAGAUUUAUUUAUAUAAAGUAUUUUAACAGGAAGUCCUGGGCCCACAAACAGUGCAUUGUUACAACAGGGUACAGUAGAAUAUUAAAGAUACAAAGUAAUAUUAAAAAUACAAAGAUGAAAUGGUCUUUUAAAAUAGUUUGAACUUGGGUCGAAACAUAGAUCUAGAUUUUUAUGUUCAGUUCUGGAUUCCAGCCAUUCGUACUCAAAUAACCCGGUUCGUUUUUACAAGACAUAUUGUAACACGUGUUUUCACUGCGUUUCCUUAACUUUGGAAUAAAAUAGCAUAUGUAGCAUAACGUUACACAAGCCCCAUGACAGAGUAAAGCAGACAUAACCUGGUCUGAAACCUCCCAUGUUUAGCAAAAUCCCUACAUGUGAAGAACGUAGGGGCAUUGUUACGGGAUGCUUCAAACACGGAUAUCAGGUAACUCUUCUCUCCACUCCCAGCAGCCUCAGGCAUGCGUAUGAGGUAGGGUUACUUUUCAGGAGCCUCGUCGGGUGUAAAUAUUCACCCAUCAUUUAAUGAUUCAAUUUGUGUACAUUUUAUUUAUAUGGUGAACAGACUUGAACAUUCAUUGACAGGGACAGUUAUAUAAAAAUAUCUACUCUUCUACUAUUCAGUUAUGUGAAAAAAAACACCUACUGAAAACAGUUUUCUGAUCACCUUGUGCUUUAAAAACACUUAUUCACAAAGUCACAUUCCACAUUAAAUACAAGAAAAGCAUAAGCCAUUGAUCAGGGUGCAAUAUGAGUGACUGAAAAGUGACACAUGUACAGCUCAGAUUGAUUUAAUUAUAGGUAUCUUGUGAUGUCUUUGUUUCACAGAACAGCAAAUAUCUGAAGAGCGGGUCAAUAAGAAAUGCUGGUCUUGAUGUCUUCGUAGAGAGAGUUGGGGAAAUGUUAAACCAUGUAAGUCACCUAGUACCAUGGUCCAAAUAUACAAUAUAAAGAACUGUAUCCCAGAUAUACAGGGUUAGUAACUAGCUGUAUCCCAGACAUACAGGGUUAGUAAAGAGCCGUAUCCCAGAUAUACAGGGUUAGUAAAGAGCUGUAUCCCAGAUAUACAGGGUUAGUAAAGAGCUGUAUCCCAGAUAUACAGGGUUAGUAAAUAGCCGUAUCCCAGAUAUACAGGGUUAGUAAAUAGCCGUAUCCCAGAUAUACAGGGUUAGUAAAUAGCUAUAUCCCAGAUAUACAGGGUUAGUAAAUAGCUGUAUCCCAGAUAUACAGGGUUAGCAAAGAGUCUAGCUGUAUCCCAGAUAUACAGGGUUAGUAAAGAGCUGUAUCCCAGAUAUACAGGGUUAGUAAAGAGCUGUAUCCCAGAUAUACAGGGUUAGUAAAGAGCUGUAUCCCAGAUAUACAGGGUUAGUAAAUAGCUGUAUCCCAGAUAUACAGGGUUAGUAAAGAGCUGAGCUAUAUCCCAGAUAUACAGGGUUAGUAAAGAGCUAUAUACCAGAUAUACAGGGCUAGUAAAGAGCUGUAUCCCAGAUAUACAGGGUUAGUAAAUAGCUGUAUCCCAGAUAUACAGGGUUAGUAAAGAGCUGAGCUGUAUCCCAGAUAUACAGGGUUAGUAAAUAGCUGUAUCCCAGAUAUACAGGGUUAGUAAAGAGCUGUAUCCCAGAUAUACAGGGUUAGUAAAGAGCUGAGCUGUAUCCCAGAUAUACAGGGUUAGUAAAGAGCUGAGCUGUAUCCCAGAUAUACAGGGUUAGUAAAGAGCUGAGCUGUAUCCCAGAUAUACAGGGUUAGUAAAGAGCUAUAUACCAGAUAUACAGGUCUAGUAAAGAGCUGUAUCCCAGAUAUACAGGGUUAGUAAAGAGCUGUAUCCCAGAUAUACAGGGUUAGUAUAGAGCUGUAUCCCAGAUAUACAGGGUUAGUAUAGAGCUGUAUCCCAGAUAUACAGGGUUAGUAUAGAGCUGUAUACCAGAUAUACAGGGUUAGUAAAGAGUUGAGCUGUAUCUCAGAUAUACAGGGUUAGUAAAUAGCUAUAGCCCAGAUAUACAGGGUUAGUAAAGAGCUGUAUCCCAGAUAUACAGGGUUAGCAAAGAGCAGAGCUGAGAUUUACUGACGCAGACAGACAAACUCACUACGCAAGUCCAGGAUGCUCUAAAAAUAUAUAUAUAUAUAUAUAUAUUUUAAAAAUCAAAGAAUGGCAGCCACAGGAAAAAUAGUGUGACAGACAUUUAUGCAACCCCAUUUGCAGUUUCAAAGACUGGUGUAUGACAGUGGUAGCUCACGUGGAGGGGUUCUCUUCCAGACCUUACACCCCUAAUUUUUCUUUCCCUUUUCUAUAUUAAAAAAUUAAUAAUAAUCUAGAGGUGUAUAUGUUUGUUAAAUACUGUGAUGUAUACCAUGCAGAUUUAUUUUAUUCUGGUAAUAGAAUGCAUUGAAAGGUUGUGUAUGUGAGCAGUUUAUAACUUGCACAUACAUUACUGCACUGGAGGGUAUUCUGCAGUCAGUCUCUACAUGUGUUUUAUUGGUCUGUACCUACAGCACUGUCAGCAUUUAACGCUUGGAGACCUAUUAAUGUCACAACUGCAACAGCAUAUCAUUGACCACCACAAUUUCUGUAAUUUCCUAGCUCUGAGAGUCCGGUUUAUUUUUCCCCAGACACUGAAUAGAUGAAGUCUGAAAAAACUGACCAAUAUAGUAGAUUUACCGAUCAUUAAUUUGCAGUAUUUUAGUACCAAUGACCGGAGACUCGUAUUUAGAAAGCGUUAAUAUACAUAUUAAUAUUAAUCUUUGUUGAAAGAAACUACCCUCUCAGUGUUUUCAAUUUGUAGGGGAAUUCAAAACAAGACAGGCAUUUUAUAAAGGAUCAUGAAGGUAUAGCCAGAGGGCAGCAGUUGCAAUAAAUUAAGAAAGUUUCACAUGCAGGGGUAUUAUUGGUAAGAUUACCCACCAGGUGACGUUGUGUAUGGCUUUGAGAUUUUAUUGUAAACACAACAGUAGAAUGCAUGGCUAUAGGAUUGUAGAUGCAUUAGCAGUAAAAAUACCUGGCUGGUUACUAUUACAACACCCUCCAACUUGUACAGCAUCUCUACCCAGCCAGGUCUAUCCAUACAGUGCUAUUAGGUGCUUUGGACCGACUUAUCUGUUCAUUUCUCUUUCCAGAGGCUACAGGAUUUUUUGGAUGUGGAUGACAUGACUUACCGCCCUCGUACUUACGGCUAUGAAGGGGAGCUACAGAGGGCCGGCUCAGUGGGCUCAUUUUCCAUCCCAGACAGUGACAAUGACCUGACUUUCCUAGACGAUUUGGACCCAAAGUUCUCAACAUUGGGGGAAAUUUGCCAAAUGAAGUGAAGGCGCCACUUCUCAUAUGCUAAUUUUUAUUCUGCUUCAGGGAGGGGGCUCUGUCAGGUAAUGCACUGAAAAUGUCUGGGGCAAAAAGGGUUAAACACAGACUGUACCUAAAAAAGGAAGAUAAUUUUUUUCAUUUUAUUUUUUUAAAUAUAACUAAAACUCAGAGCCCUAGAACGUGAGCCAUGUGUAGCAAGCGAGAGCUGCAUGACUGGUCUUAUAGGACACUAUGUAUUGUUUGCAUGGUGUCUGCAGAUAAACCAUCUGUGGAUUCCAGCAGACCAUUUUAUCAAUGAGGUUACUCCAGGAAAUGGACAAAUCUAGGCACCUGCGCGAGAAGAACGCUCUGGACACUUUAAACCUGCAUUUAAUGCAAAAUAGUCACGAAGUGACCUCAACAGGCCAGUAAAGAAAUCAGAGGACGGGUAUGUCAAGAGUCUGCUUUGGAAAAGAAUCUGCGCAAAGCUAGAGAUUGCAAAAUCAAAAACAAGACACAUGGUAAUAAAUAAAUAAAUAAAAAUCACAUGCCAGACAGUCUGCAUAGCAGCCCUCUAGGGGCAAAUAUAGUUUAUUCACAAUGGUGUCCAACACCAAGAGGGUAAACAGGGCACAUACCGGCAUUUGAGUGAUUCAAUUCCUAUGUGUACAUAGUGUUAAACGCAAACAUUUUAUAUACACAGAUUAUAUUUUUGAAUUUAAGGAUUCUGAAUAUAAAGUAUUCCAAAAUGCAGGAUCUCAGAGGCUGUCCUGUAUGAUGUCUGAGGAAUAUACUGAAUUUGGUUUAUUUUUUCACUGUAAAUGUGGACAAAUAUUUUAAAUAAAUGUUUAAAAUCGA